This is a messenger RNA of Podarcis lilfordi (Lilford's wall lizard), 69827 nucleotides long. Lineage: Eukaryota; Metazoa; Chordata; Lepidosauria; Squamata; Lacertidae. The record is from the annotation of a GenBank genome assembly.
AUGGAUACAAAUAAUUCAGAUUCAGCUGGAGGAUCUGCCUUCCUCUCCAAUCUGCAUUCAAGGUCACGUAAGCUUAUGCUUACGUUCUAAUACAUUCUAAUAAAACUCGCACAAUUUUGUGCCAAUUUAAUAUAUUUGAACUUGGAGCCAGUGUGCUGCGUGCAGAUAAGAAUGUAAGCAGGACAAAAUGAAAGCAAAAGGCAAGUGUUUUGAGAUAAAACAAUAAGAAAAAAACAACUUACAUUGUAUUUACUGCUUCAAGUUUGGGAGCCCAAGUAAAUUGAUGAAGCAAAUAUUUGAAUAUAUAUAGCUAGCAUGCAACAAUUUGAUUUAAAAUUGGAAGUUUCCACUUUGGAUUUGUUCUCCCACACCAUGGUGCAAGCUCUGAAUAUGAACAGUGGAUAAGAGUUGAAACAGCAGCAGCAGCAGCACAACUGGACCCUUUCUUCUGCCCCAGUUGAAACAAAACACAUCUGUCCCAUACUGAGCUCUACAGCCACAGCCAGCGCUGUAGCUCUCCAACAGUUUAACUUCACCCCUCAAAGGCGCACUCCUCCAUUAUCUCCUGAGACAGCCGGAUGCCAACUAAUAUAGAUAAUUUACACUGGUGCCAGAACUCAAAUUUAGCUGUACACAUGUACAGUAUGUAGGACUUGGGAGGAAACUUCAUUGAGCAGAGUGGGACUGAGUAAAUGUGAAAUACUGUUUUAUUCCUCUGCAAUCAGGAAUCAUUCCCACAAGAGGGCGAUACAUCAUCACAUUUUAAAAAGAUUUGGUUUGCAACGUCCCCCAUUCACAUGAGCAACAUAUCACACUUCGUUGGAUGAGCGUCACAGAAUAGACACAGGGACCUCAACUGUUCGCCAAAAAAUCUCAAAAAUUAUAGACAGGGGCUCCGAAGUUGCAUUCACAAGUUCCUUUAAUACCCCUGGGUGCAAUUCAUCAGGCCCUAGAGAUGUGAAUUCAUUUAAAGUAGCUAGGUUUUCCUUUACCACCUCUUUUCCUAUCUUGGCUGCAGCUUCCUUUUUGCAUCAUUUAUUCUGUUAUCACAAAGUUUUUUUCUCAGUUUUCUCCAUGCAGAGAACCUACUACAUACUUGCUUGUUCCUCCUCUUGCUCCUAACAUAGCUGAACAACCUCUUGCAAGCCUGAGCUCAUUGUGAGCUUUGGCUCACUUGACCUUCACUCUGCAACUGUUGGCUACUCAUGUAUACUCUUCCUUAGUGAUUUCCUCUUUCUUACAUUUCUUAUACAUGCCAUUCUUAAAUCUCAGCUCUUUAGAUGCAUCCCACUUUUAUUUAUUGUUGAAAUUGUCUACAUUUGUGCCUUCAAUAUUUCAUCUUUAAAAAACUCCCAACCAUCUUGGACUUCCUUCUCUUUGAUAAUUUCUGACCAUGGGAUCUCACCCAGUAGUUCCUUAAGCUUUUGGAAAUCAACCUUCUUGAAGUCCAGAGUGCAUGUCUGACUACACUCAGUUUUCCUUUGCUUGUGUACCAUGAAACAUAAAAGGAUACAAUCACUUACUCCCAAGGUUCCCAGUACUUCCACUUCAUCAGUUCCUCCCUUUUGGUGAGAACCAGGUUCAAGAUAGAUGAUCCCCUGGUUGUUUCUUCCACCUUCUGGGAAAUGAAAUUGUCAGAGAUCUGCAGAUGAAGGGCGGUGUACAAAUAAUAAUAAUAAUAAUAAUGAUGAUGAUGAUGAUGAUGAUGAUGGAAUUUGUUGGCCCUUACAUUAUUGGCAGAGUUUGAGUUCCAGCAGAUAUCAGGGUAGUUGAAAUCUCCCAUGACUACUAUAUUUCUCCUUUUUGAAUGUUUGGUAAUCUGCAUCACUGAAGUUUUCACUCUGGCUUGGAGGCCUAUCUAUAGCAUACACCCACAGUAAGGUCACUGCUGUUUUCUUCUCCUAAACGUUUUACCCAUUUACUAUCAAUUUGCCUUCCAUGCUCCAGGUCAUGGAUCUCUUCACAAUAUACACAUCCUUUACAUAUAAUGCUCCUCCUCCUCCCUUUCUGUUUGGUCUAUUCCUUUUGAACAAGGGUUGUUUAUACAUUAUUUGCUAGCUUUGUUUUGAUCACUUCAGUGGGUAUUUCUGCCUUGUUUUCUUUGCUUCAUAUUCUGUAAGCUUAUUCUUUAGGAAGUAACAAGGCAUUUGAACUUCAAAAUUGAUGAAAGAGAAGUUGCAGAGCAUGUAUGCAUUUGAACAUAUAUCUGUGCUUAGUGCAGUAUGUUUGCAGAAUGACGUUUUUCUUAUAAGAGCUAGCUAAAACAAUAAACCUGUUUUAUCACCAGUAAGUACAAUUAAAAUCAAUUAGUUUGCAAUAACAGAGUUAUUUUAUCAACAAUAUAACUAAAUAUGCUCCCAGUAUUUAAAGGAUUAAAAAGAAAAUAAUUAUGUGCUGCUAUAAAAUACAUAUACUUUUUGAGGCAUUGAAUAAAAGUAGGUAGUGCUUGUUGGUAUCUACACAAUACAAUUCAAAAUAACUUCUUACAUGAGCCCUGUUGCUAACUUGCACAGUAAAGGCUUAGAGGACAAGCUAUAUUUACAGUUAACUAUAAUAUAAUGUAUGUAUAUGAUAUAGGGGGUGUUUCUAUCUCUUUCAUCUUUAAAAAUUAAAUUUGUUCCUCCAUUUCUUGUAGUCUUCCCAAACCCCUUCCCUUUACAGUGCUAGCUUCUUAUUUAUGCAUUUGCUUAAUUUUCUCACUGAUGCUUUCAACUGCUCCCAUCCUACUCUUUACAAGCUUGUGUAAAAAUAGCCUUAUUUUAGCCUUUGCUUUGGUCUAGUAUGAAAUAAGUUGCAAGGGAUGUAAUAAUGGAUUUGAGAGUCAUUGUGACAAGUGUGGGGAACCUUUUCUGCGGGGCUGGCCAGCCUGUCUCCCUUUCUCUAGCCUCCCUAUACAGUGGUACCUCGGGUUAAGUACUUAAUUCGUUCUGGAGGGCCGUUCUUAACCUGAAACUGUUCUUAACCUGAAGAACCACUUAAGCUAAUGGGGCCUCCUGCUGCCGCCGCACCACCGGAGCACAGUUUCUGUUCUCAUCCUGAAGCAAAGUUCUUAACCCAAGGUACUAUUUCUGGGUUAGCGGAGUCUGUAACCUGAAGUGUAUGUAACCCGAGGUACCACUGUACUUCCCCAUGGUCCAUCACCAUGUAAUAGACAUAGCUCUUCUCAUUGUGGGAAAGUUGCUGGCCACCACUGCUGUAAGGGGCUUCCAACAGUGGUACCCACCCAGCCCAUUCUCUGUUGCUAGCCCUUCCCUUGAGAAAGACUAGUGGGGGAGAUAUUGGGUGUUCAUGGUGGAAGGUGACAUCAAUGGUGGCACCCAAGAGACAGAAAGGAUAGAACCUUUUUAAAUGGAAGAUGUGCCUGAUUCAGAGACGAAAUCAGCUAGCAAGGACUGUGUGGAUGAGGAAUGGGCAAGAAAUAGAUUUCAAUGUUUGUUUUUAUUAAAAGGCCAAUGUGGGGGUAAGCUAUAGAAAUAUCUGAGGAGCAAGGGCACAGCCUGUGAGCUUCCCAUCCCUGCUCCAAAGAAUGGGAACUUGUUUUUAGAAUAGACAUAUUUCUUGUUUUUCAAAACCAGUGGCUGCUGGUGCCCUGCAAAAAUGUUAGUUAUUCAAGCUUCAGUAAUUUGACCUGCCCAGCUCUGCUUGUGCAAACUUCUCCCUGACUAAUGGAACAACAAGUUUACAGAAGUUUCUACAAAUUUUCCAUUCAAUUAUUUGAAAGCUUGUCUGAAAUGGGGUAGCCUAAGCUAGUAAGACUGGCUGUGCCACUAGGGUGUGCAGGAGUUGGUUCAUGCUACAAAUCACUGAUAGCCUUUUCCUCUAUGAAUUUGUCUAAAGCCAUCAAAGUGGAUUGCCAUUCUUACAUCUUGCAGUAGAUAAUUCCACUGUUGGUUUUUUAAGAAAAUACACAGUGCAGAAAAAUGCUUCCUCUUGUCUGUCCUUAAUCUCCCAUUAUUCAGCUUCAUUGAAUGAUCCCAGGUUCUAAUAUUUCUCUUUAUUUCUCUUUCAGGUCAAAGCAAACUGAAAAAGGACAGAAGACAUCCCAACAUCAAGCUGGGGGUACAGGCAUCAAGCCCCUGCCUCACACAAGAGAGAGUGGCACUUCUUGAUAAGCAAAUUAUUCAAAUGCUGGCAGGCAUUGCCCCAUGGCAUCUUGAGAACUACAGAGAACCACUGCAGGCACUGAUGCUUCUUGUAUACAGAGUGAACACUUGCCACUUUAGCUAAUUGCAUCUUUGCCAUGGAAGGCUGUUGUGGUUAGUAGCACAGUUGUGUGGAUGCCAUAGGUCCUUAGUUCAUUCUCUGUGCCCUGCAUCAAGAAGUCCUCAAGUCACAGACAGACUGAGCAAAUUCAGGCAUAAAUCUUUCUUUUCCUCUCAUGCUAGACAAACAGACAGACAGACAGAGACACACAAGGGUGUUGCUUUAAAUACCUCCACACCCUUCCUUAGUGUGGACCAUGUGGUGGUGGGCCACGUGGUGUGCAAAAUUUAGACUUUUGUUCUUGGCCAUUCAUCAAGAACAUAAGAGCUGCUGUGAUGGGGAGAGGAAGCUUUCACCACAAGUAGGACAUCUGCACAUGGGUCCUUAGAAAAUGCUAAAUUGGACAUUUUGAGUGCAAGUAACAUAAACCUCAGUAAUUUUUGAUUAUACUCUUUUAAGUUCAGAAAACUACAUUGGUUCAUGUGGGCAGAAGGCCAAAGGGCAGUCUCUCUCAAACAGCACAAAUGACAGGGUGUUAGCACUUCUAAGGAAUUCUGCUUCUCUCAAAUGUUCAUGUUCCUCCCUCACUUUCUAAUGGUUGCUGUUGUCUUUCCACCCACUAAUACAAUUUAGAUCCUAAACUUCAGUUUUAAAAGGAACGAUACUAAACUCAGGAUACAAACUGAAGUAAAAUUAAACUUGGCCCACUACAUUAUUUGUUGACCCACCAAGCUGAAUACAGCUCAUUAAAUUUAUGUACUGUGACCCACCAGGGGCCUGAAAAAGUAUGCUACUGCAAAAACAGGGGACAUUAUCAAACCUGGCAGGCCACAGUACAUAUCAAAUAGGCUGCAUUUGGCUAGGUGUGUCCCAAGCUAUGCAGGCCUGCCCUAGACAGUGACCUUGACACUUAAGAAGGUUUACUACAUUAGCUGCUGUAUCAGUCAGGAAAUGCAGACACAAAGCCAGGCAAGAGAGUCUCGUUUAUUUGAUGUGGGAGGUGGGAGCAAGCACUUAAAUUGAUACUGGAAUUAUAAUUCAUUAUGGGCAAGGAAAAUAAUUAAAAAUAAAUGUCACCUUAGUGUUUUAAUCACCUUGGUGUUUUAACAUUCAUUAGCAAUGACACUGGGAGCUAAGGUGAGAUUGUCUUACUCAGCAAUUGGAGAGAACAGAGCUUGCAUGUUUUCCCUUACUCUACUGUAAGUUAAAGGUUUAGAUAGUUUAGGGUUGUUGUUGUUUUAAAAAAUGGAAGCUGUAAUGAUAUACGGGUGAGUCUGGAUUAUCCCAUCUGCUGCAACCACCAAACUCCUAUGAUCCUUGAAUGAAAACGAAUCACUGGAUCUAGAUGGAAUCCACCUGAGCAUUCUAAACAGACUGAAGGAUUAAAAUGUCAAUCUUCUAACAAAAAUCUGUAACUCGCCCCAAAGCUUGGCAUCCGUCAGAGAACUGAAAGGAAUCUAUGUGGCACCAGUGUUUAAAAGAGGUUGGUUCUAUGAAGUUACAGGCCCAUUAGCUGAACAUUUGUUAAAGAUAAAAUCAUUGAUCAUACUUAAUAGUAAGACUUGCUGUAGAAUCAACAUGGCAUGGCUUCUACAAAGCUCUGUCUCACUAUCCUUUUAGAGCUCUUUGAAAGUCUUCACAAGCAUGUGGCGAGGGGAAAUUUGGUAAAAAUUAUAUACUUGGACUUUCAAAAGGCUUUGACUAGAACUCUUGUCAAAAAUUCAUAAUUCAAAAGGACUCCCUGUAACCGCUGAACAGCUGAUCAGUAAUUUCAGCAAGCCUUUUUGCAGUCCAUCUGCAGAUGCAGUUUGGAUUCAAACCGUACCUGUAAAUGGGCAAAGAAAGGCUCACUGACAGUGGAUAUAGUAGUAAUGGUUCUAUAUAGAUAGCUAUAAGCAAUCUCCUCUAAGUUUAGAUACCACAUGCUAUAAAUACCAGUUGUAUGAGAACAAGAGAAUUAGAGGGCUAUUCAUGUCCUGCUUGUGCGCUACCUGUAGGCAUCUUGUUGGCCAGUGUGGGAAACAGCGUGCUGUACUAGACAGGUCUUUGAUUUGAUUCAGCAGUCCUUUUAUGUUGUGUGUCAAAACUGGCAGAAGACAAAACCUCUAAACAAAGCCAUCUAUUGUUUCAGAAGUUGUUCACUGUCUUUUUGGCACCCUAACCCACUGGUACCAGUAUGGUGCAUUCCAGAUGCUGUGGACUAUAACUUCCACUGGCCUCACCUCCCACAGCCAAGUCAGGGAAGAUAGAUGUUAUAGACUAAAAUAUAUGGAGGACACCUGCCCUAAAGAUCUGAUAGACGCCUCUAAAAGUUAACAUCAUGCAUUGGUUUAUAUAAGCUUUUGGGUGCCUACUGGCUAAUUAACAAUUAAAAUAAGAUACACUUGUAAGAAUAAUUUGAAUUGCAAACUUAUUUGGUCUGGACUUAUUAUUGUGUUCUUAAUCAUACAUAAUACAUGUGAAAGAUGGCAAUCUUGCCAUCAUAUCUGAAGUGUGUUGAUAGAACCUGAUUGUUUCCAUUUAUAUAUGUAAAUAUGGGUCACCAAGUUUUUUCUCUGAUUUAAAAAAGAGCCCAGCUUUUAAUGGAUUUUUGUAUAUUAAGUGUUUGGAUAAAAUGCUCAUCAUUGUACCUCUUCAGAAAAGGAACAAAAAUAGUACAACACACACUUGUUUCAUUAGAUCUGGGAUUUCUGUCCCUUCUUCCCUAACACACAUUGAGCAACACUCUUCAAAACAUGAUAAUAACUCUUUAGCACUAUCAGGAACAUAUAGAGCAAGCUUUAAAUAAAUUUAUCAAGCCACCACCCUUGAAAAGUACAUAUUGCUUAUGCAAUAGGAUUAUGGAAACAUGUUGUCAGAGACACUUAGGGGAAACGGAUAGUCAUCCACAACAGGAAGAAUGUUCCACAUUAUUUUGAAUGAUAAGUAUUAUUUUCCCUUGCUUAUCAGUUAGGUAUGGGUUGAUGCAUUACCUAGGAUCAAACUACAAAGCUAGGCUCCUGUAAACCCACUUGUUCCACAAACUCCUCCUCUUAAUCUUCCUCUACAACUAAAUUGAAGGGCUGAUCCAUGCUGUCAUUUGUCCCAUGUCAAACACGUUUUUAAUAUGAAAUAAUUGUGCAGAAAGGUCCUUGCAUUUUCCAUUUACAGGAGCAUUAUACCACCUGUAAAUACUGAGAAAGAAAACUGGGUAUAAGGAUCAUCAUACCCUGCUUGAUCUAAUCAAGGAAGGCAAUUAUUUCUGAUGACGUUCACGAUUUUAAUUUAAAGCGGUUUUUGUAUUCCUCCCGCAAGGUGCAUGUAAAACUCUACUGACACUAUAUAAAAACUGCCAAUGCUCUUCAACUUCUCUUCGGCUUUGAGUGUGCAUUUGUGAAAGACAAAAGCGCAACUUCACAUACGUUUGCCUUCUCAAGUUUCUGAACGUAUGGGUGGGCCACGCAUUACAACAAACACGUUUGAGAUCCCCCGAAUUUUAUUUGUUUUGUUUUGCCUCAGCUGCGAGGAGAGGCGUCGUGUCUGAUUUUUUUUUUUAGUUUACUUUUGUUUUACUCCACACCUCAUUCUCCCCCACCCCCCACAUCCCCAAGAGCUGCAGGCAUCUGGGGAGUGGCUGCCGUGACUUUCCCUUACACGUAAAGAAGCUUGGCAGGAAAAUCUCGUCGCUUUCACCGGUUCAACCCGAUCCAGCUUCGCACUGACGAGCGAGGUGUGGUUGCGGAGACAGAAAUGGCAGUUGGGCCGGAGAAGAGCUCCCGUGGGGUCGAGCGCGGAGGCGGUUAUGGGGCAGCCUCUGACCGAGGCAGUCAGGAGAGAGGUCCUUCGCUUGGUCCCAUUACUCCUCAGUGCCCUUAUUAUGGUGGCGCCUGUGGCAGUUUAAUAGCCUCCGGUAAAGGCUGUUAACUCCGUCGCCGCGCCUCGCUCGCUUUUCUUCCUUCGAGCCACCCGUAGCCGGGAGUGACGAGCCCCGCCCAGUAAGCAGGUCCCGCCCACCGCCGAGGCUGCUGACUCGGGGCUCGCGGAAGAGAGCCGUUGGAGCCCUGCCUGAGGAACUCCGCGGCAGCCAAUGAGAGAGGCGCUUCUGGCGCGAGGGGGUGGCGGCGAUGGCGCCGGCCUCCUGAGGGGUGGAUGGGGGGGGGGCCGAGGGAAGCCGAGGAGGCGCGCGAGAGCGGGGAAGUGGGCGCGCAGCUGAGGCGGCUGCGUCUCGCGGUGCGGUCGUCGACUGAGAUGACGGUCUGAGGUGAGAGCGGGGCUGCGGGGAAGGGAGGAGAAGAGGCGAGCUAGGGAAGGGCGCAUUCCUCGCCCGGGAGCCGUCGAAGUCGGUGCUGGGCUCCUCCAACCCUCCCUCGGAGUUGCUUGGAGUGGAGGGGGGGGGCGCUACCUCAGCAGCCCCCUUUUCCCGCUUCGGUUUGCCGCCGCCAGCGUCUCUCGGCGGCUUCGUGGCCCGAGGGGACUCGGAAGCUGCGGGGUAGGGGGAGGUCAGUCCGUCGGGGGCGGGAGGGGCGUGAAUUCAGCGGCAGAAAACACGACCUUUGCUCGGGAGAGCAACACGGCCGCGUCCCUCAUCCCCCGCGGGGCGCGGCAGGGCAGGACGAGCAGCGCAGAGUCCCUUUCCGAGAGGCGUUGAAGGAACGGUUUUCGGCGGCUGCUGUCCGGUUGCUUCGCCCGACUUAAACCUGGUGUGUUACAAGUGGGCUGUGCAAUUCUGAGAUAUGCAGGGGGGCAUCCUUAAGUGUUGUAGUUCAGCAUGCUUUUAGAACUUCUUGUUGCCUUCCCUUCCCAAUGCGAGCUCUGUUCCUAAAUAUGAGACGCGGCUCUUCCCCCCGAUCGCGUUUUUUUUAACACCACCUGGCGCAUGCUGUUCUCAUUAUGGUUGAUUUGGUGCAAAUAACGUCAGUUUUUCCAAGACGUUGGUUUCAAAGGGCAUACUUGAGGCUUCCUCCCCCCCUCCACUUCUAGAAGGCUUGUAGAGUACUUACUUACACACUACUUUCAAAGGACGGUAAUUAGGUGGCCAUAUGCUCACAUAGUUGUUUCUAAUUAUUUAUGCAACCCAGCCUUUGAUAGCGUUUAGCUCUAAUGAGGAGCCUACGUGCUUUAUGCUUUGGAGUUUUGCAAAAAAAAUAAUGCUCGUAGACCCCACCCUACAGGCUUGGUACAAGCUUCCCCAUGAAACCUCCUGGUACCUUACUGUGUGCGCCAUUAUUUAUACUCCAGCUAUGGCCAGUGUGCAGACACACAAUGAUAAAUACUUACAUGUGCAAUCAUUAUACUAACUAGAUUCUCUACAUGUGAAUUUCAGAGUUAAGUCUUAGCUAUAUGGAGAUGUCUUCCUGAAAAUCUGCAGUAUGUGAAACUUCCUGAAAGGAUUGUUCAGGCUGCAGCUUCUCUGGCAUCUAGUUUCAUAGUGUGAAAAUGGAAUUAAAAGGAAAAUAUUGCAAAAAUAAAUAUCUAAUAGUAUAAGAUGAUAGGUGUACCGAUCCAGUUCCUGUUUUGCUGUUUUGAAUAUCUUGUCAAUAUUCUGUUUGGAUCAAUACUCUGUAUGGCUUGUAAGUGUCUCAAAAUGGCCUGAUACAGUGGUACCGCGGGUUACAUAGGCUUCAGGUUACAUACGCUUCAGGUUACAGACUCCACUAACCCACAAAUAGCACCUAGGGUUAAGAACUUUGCUUCAGGAUGAGAACAGAAAUCGUACUCCGGCAGCGUGGCGGCUGCAGGUGGCCCCAUUAGCUAAAGUGGUGCUUCAGGUUAAGAACAGUUUCAGGUUAAGUACGGACCUCUGGAACGAAUUAAGUACCGUAUUUAACCCGAGGUACCACUGUACUUGGAAAUCCCCUUUCUGCCAAGUUAUUUUAGUCUAGUAAAUUAUAUCUCUUGUAGACAUUUAGUUAUAUUGUAGUAGACUUCAUGCAGUUGAUCCAAGGCCACCUCUGCCCCAUUUCAGAGCCUAUUGCCAGCUACUGCCAGCAGGAACACUGCCAGCAGUAGAACUACACCCACAGAGCUUUCAGCAGGUGCGCCAGAAGCCUCUGUGGAGGAGGUUUCUCGCUGACUAGUGAAGCCCUUUGCUGGUAGGAAGGCAUCUCUGUGAAGUUCUAACCCCCUCAAGGUUAUGGAUUGGGGAGUUAGUGUUGUUCCAUCCAUUGAGUGGGUUUGCUUUGCUUUUUAGCUGGAGUCUUUCAUCAUUUGUAUAAUUGGGAUUUCAGUUAGGUAGCACUGCUGUGGUAAAGUUUAUGUAUGUCCAAAUUUGCAUUUGCAGCUGUAUCAGCGGCACACAUGGAUUUUUCUUGUAGGCUUGGGGGAAUAGUAGAUUCUGUAUACAGUAUUUGUUGCAGUAUCCUUUGAUAACUUUUUGUGUUUGAUAAUGUUUUGCAACAAUUGUGUCCCCCCCCCCAAUGGAGGGUAUGAGGAUUAAUAUUUUUCUUAACCCAUUCUGGGCUUUCUGUUGUUGAUAAAGAAUGCAUUUUCAUUUACAAUUGCUGUCUUGCCACAUAUUUCUGAUACAAUGCCUGAAAAGUUAUCUUCUAUCUAGGGUACUCCUCUUGUGCUGCUGCUUAUCCCCAAGUCUCAUGCAAGGCAGGCACAAAAAGGUUUAUAUCAGUUAUUGCUGAGGUUUGGGCAGCAACAGUUAACACUUAACUUUUCUGAGGAUGGAAAUUUACAAGCAUGCCGUGCUAUUUAUAUCUAACAGUUUAUUUUAGCUAAAGUACUUUGAUUCUAUUCUAGCUAUUGAUUUGGAAUGUUGUGUUAGCCUGUUCUUUCUUAGGAGGUUUAGGGCAGGUAGUAGUUAAGUACACAUACUAAAAAUACAUUUGUUUGAAAAAGAGACACUAAAGCUCACCCAUCACAACUCCAUUUGCAAUCCCCUUGUCCAAAUAAAUAAAUGUGUCUGUUGUUUCCAGAAGAUAGACCUGGACUUAAUGGAUUACAUCCAAAGAAGCCUGCCUGAUUGUGCAAUAGGAUUUUCCUACUUCUCCCCACACAUCCUGUAGACCCCUGACCCCACCUGCUCUAGAGUGUUCCCAGAAGAUAUACCUGAACUUAAUGGGUAGUCCCCAGUGCAGCCCCAAAAUCUGCUCUAGGGGGUUUUAUUAACUGGAACAGAUUUGGGGGGCUCUUGGGAGACUUCAGGGGGGAAGAGAAGAGGAAGUCCUGUUGUAUAAGCGGAAAUCUGCUUGCACAGUGUUGGAUGUCUCUCAGUAAAGCUCUGAAAGAUGGGAACUAAUAAAGGCAAGGAAAUGUUUUUGUUGGUUUGUUUAAGAGAAUUUAUAUGACGCUUGAGUGUAAAAAAAAAUUUCCUUUAAGUGGUUUACAAAAAUAAGUUACUGAAAGUGCCUUUCUACACAUGCACCAAGAAAUAGCUCACAGUUGAACACAGAAAUUAUGACUGGACAAACCUCAAUGUCUGAAUCAACCUAGUGUAUAUUACUGCUUGCUUCAGAACUCACAUUGCAUUAAUUGGUUACAAUAUACUCACUGUUCUAUUGUUUCAGUUAUACUGAAUGGACAACUAAAACUGGCAUUCCUGACUUGGCUGUUGCAAGCUACUGGUCUUCUAAGUUAAGCAGAAUUAGAGAUUUUGUCUGUGAAGUAGCAAACUUGCCACAGUUGAGAGAGCUUAUAUUUGGCUUUCAAUUCUGGAAAGCUAUACCCAGAGCAAUCUUUGCAAAUGUUAUGGGUUUGUGAUAUUGAUUGACUUAAGCUUGGAAGAUGGGAGUUUCAUUGGGAGGAAGGUUUGGAAGUACUCAUAAUAUGCCAUAUUCAUGAGUUAUUGGCUAGUUGUUUAGACGGCAUAAUUAACUUGUUAUGCUACUAUCUGGCGUAAGCUAACACAAAAUGCAGUAUGCUGUAAUGAAUAUGUUUCAUGCUUUGACAGUUCCAUAUAUUUAUUCAAGUUGCUAUGCAGCCUCACUACUAAAAAUGGAAGGUUUUAUCUGUUUUAGAUUUUUUUGUUUCUGUCUUUCCCUCUUUAUACGUACCCACUUGCUGCAUCAUUCUGGCACCCAUAUUAAUCCUGGAUUAUGGACAGGUUGAAUCUCCCCGAUUCCUUACUUUGCCCCUACUUCAAUCCAGGGGUGGACUACAGGUUUAGGAAGGUUCCACUUUCAAAUCCAUCUUGCACAGUCCACUUAACUUUUUUGUGUUUUGCCCCAAGAUGAAGUAGUGAGAGGGAUGACAUAACUCUGAGGCUCUUGCCAACUUCAAAUCCUCAACAUGUAAUUAGUAAAGCAACAUAUUCUAGUAUUCUUACUUCAAAGAUUGAAUUUCAAUCUAUUUUACAACUUUCUUUGAAAAUGGAUUUGGUGUUUGAGCCCCAAAUACAGAGUGACGUCCUGAAUGUGUGCACCAAUUCUCAUCUGGCUGUUUUAAUCUUCAUGGGAGGUUAUUGUGUUGUGUCUUCCUUGAGCUGGAUUUGGAAUUCAGAAUUCUAUCCUAAAUAUGUGUACCAACUUAAUUUUUGUAUCUCAGUGUUCAGAGGAGUUGUUACGUUACUCACUCAUGCAUGCUGAACAGGAGGAAUUGCCCCCAAAAUCCUGUUGUGGGUAGUGAGUGUACAGAGCUGUAGAGCAACUUUCAACAGCUAAUUGUUAUAUUUUUGCACAAAUUCAUGGUGUACUGACUUUAAAAUCAUGGUGUACUGACUUUAAAAGUUAUUAAAAUAAAUUAUUUGUAUUUUUCUCUCUUAGUUUAUUGGAUUGUUGCUUGAUGGUGGAAAAUGGGCGAGAUAGAAGGCACUUACAGAGUGCUGCAGACUCCAGGUUCUCGUUUGGGAGUCCAGAAAAAUUCUGGAGUGAGCACCCUGGAAUCAGGACAGAACCUCUCCUCUGCUAUAGCCUCAACACCUGCUAAAACACAUGAGAGGUCUCUACAAAUAAGGAUAAAGCAUUUGGACAACACUGUGGAGAUACUUGAUAUUGAGGUAAAACUUUCAGUAUAGCUUUGGAUUUUUGUCUGUAUGCAACAUGGAAAAGGGAUUCAUUUGAGAAAGGGAGUGAAUCAUAGAAAAUGCACUUAAUGAGGUUAAAAGGUCUUUAGCUAUUCUGGUGAGGCAUGUAGGAACAACAUGUAAUGUUACAAAUAUAAGAAUCUCAAGAUCAAAUCAAACACAUGGUUUAAUUUAUUUAUUUUCUCACUAAAACCCCAUUACAUAUGGGACUUAAAACAAUGUUAAACCACCAUGGUAAAAACGUAUUUACCUCCCAUUUACCUCCCUAUAUAGUCUGUAUGUGGCCAUGUAAGCAGGUGUCCUGUUUUUUUGGAGGACUAGUUUAUUGUUAGUGCCCCUGUUCUUAAAUGGGGUGGAGGGAUGAUAUGAAGCAAAUGGGGGAAGUGAAGUGGUUUUUCCAUUUUCGACUGAUAAGAAGUGCCCCCAGCCAAAAUGUCUAAAUAUUGUGAAACCUGGAGGAAGAAAUAUAUAAACAGGAUAGUCUUGAGGAUACCGCUGAUGUACACCUUGGCUAGGGCCAAAUUGGCCUUUUCUGUUCCCACCCCCCACCCCACCCCAGUCAUGCCUGUGCUCAUAUUGAUAGAAAACAAGAAUUCUGAAGCACCUGUUUAGGAGUGUUCUAAAUUAAUCUUUUCUGUAGUUUCACUUGGAGGAGAGAGGCAAAACUAGAUUAUCAUUCUAGAUUAUCAUUAAGCAAUUAGUGGGGGAAAUGCUUUAUGCCGUUUACCCCUGAUACUUUUAGGUAAUGUAUUUCUUCAUAAAUGUAGGAUACGAUUUCAUUACAAAUGGUUGUACAAUUCCUUUAGUCAUAAAUGCUUCAGAACAUUGCUAGGUGAAAUUUUCUUGCAUAAUUCAGAUAUGAAGUUCUUGCUUAAAGUUUCUGAACGAAAAUCUAAUGUAGCUUGAUAUAUAAUUUUAUUGCCAAAGAAGUACAGAUUUUAUCUUGAAUGUGUGUCUCUUGUAAUCAUAUUUUCCCACAACUGGAGCUUCCCAAAUGUGUCAUUUGGUGUAGGCUGUUUGAAUUGGCUAUCAUACUAAAUAAUGUUUCCACUUCUUGAUACAGACUAGUUGCCCACACUUUCAGAUGCACUGUAAUAGAGUGAGUACUUUAUUUUGUGUUCUGUAACUGUUUUGUGUGAAUUCUCCUCCUGCACUAACUGAUGCUGUGACCAUCACUGACCCUGAUUAAAAGAAAACCAAGUAUGUUCCUUUGAGUAUUUCAGUGUAAUCCACCUUCAUACAACUAGGGGAGAGGAUUUUCUAGAAGGGAUUUUCCAGAGGUGACUUAAGUAUCCUGUGACUGCUUAACAAAAUAUAUUAACAUGCCAUCAGGGUGCAGUUAGUUAAUGCACGUAGCCAGUUGCAGAGCACAUCUUCCAGUUGCACGAAGAGAGUGGAAAAAUAAUUCUUAAAUUCUUUUGAAAGCUAUUGAGUAUUAGAAUAUUCUCUUUAGCUAUUUUUUAAAUAAUUGUCUGAUACGUUUUCUUUAAAUUUCUUAAAUUACUGUUUGGUAUUUGAGUCAUUUUAAGUUUUCCCGGCUUGUUGCAAUAAGUUAUCUAUGUAAGGUCUGAAUCCCACAAGUGAAAAUGGCCUGCUUUCAAACUUUCAUUAAGUUGGGGUUAGACAAGUCAGAUUCUAUUAUUUUAUCAUGUGUGGUUUAUGUGCCACUUCAACAGGCAUGGUAUAAAAAUGGGCACACUUUGCUCUUGUUGUCCUAAAUCAGUAUUUUAAUGUCUUGAUUUACUUAAAAUAAAAUCUGUAUAUGGUUGACCAUGACUCACUACAUUCUGAGGUCUAAAAUAAAGAACUGUUUUUGGAACUCAGAAAGUUUAUUGAGCUAUACAGGAAGUAAUCUGGAAGUUUUUACACAAGGCUGUGAUUUCCUGUGGUUAUACAGGAAAAAACAGCUGCUAACUAAAGGGAAAUAUAAAAGCAUAAAUACACAAACAAAACCCCAGUUAGGCUAAAGAAGGUUUGUUGAUUUGAAGGACUGAUGGAAAGAAAAAGAUGUUAAAAUAAUUUCAUCAGCUGACUACUUGUAAACACAUUGUAGGAGUUUGUGCUGUGAAGUUACUUUUGACAAUAUGCGCAUGUAGCAUGUAGCAGUUUUUAGGACAGCAUCUGGCAAGUGCCCAGUAUUCCAUACUGCUCCCAAAGAAGGAAAUAGACUUAACUCAAAAGGUUGUAGUUUUUUCCCCCUUGGCAGAGACAAUCUUUUCCUUAUUCUGAUUUUUCUUUUGGUCAUUCUUUCAUAAUGCAUUUGUUUUAUUUCGUGAAGCUGUAUGCUAUGAAAGUGUUAACCACUUUAAAUGUGCAAAAUGGGGGAGGAUGAACUCUUUCAAAUCCCUUUAAAUACUGUGCUAUAAGAAUCAAAAAGAUGUUAGGAUAGUCAGUGCCUUGUUGGUUGAGUAGGAAAAAAAUAGACAAAAUUCCAGAAAGAAUCAUUGCCAGAUGUUUGUCAUGACUCUGAAUACUCUAAAUAUGGCCAGUUAACUGCCUUGAGCUUAUUUUUAUCUGUCCUUAGAAGAGACCUAUAAUUCAUGGCUGUGGAUAUUAUAGGUUCUUCUUAAAAAACAAUUUUCAAUUUCCAUUCUCCCUGUUAUUUGGACUGCUAUAUUGUUAAGCCUGUUAUUUUGUUAAUGGCUUGACUUUCUUUUGAAACCGUUUUUGAGAACAACUGUUUUACCUCCCAUGAACUACAAGCCAGUAGCAAGAAUUGGGCUUCAGCUAGCACUUGGUUUAGUUGUGUUAAAUUGUGUUUCCUUGACAAAAGAACUCAUUUGUUCCUGGUAAUGGCAUUUCCUUAUAACUGAUUUUUCAGUGGAACAUAUUUGAGUCGUUUGGGGGUAACUAAAAUUGUUAUCUAGCACAGAGACAUAGUGCCCUAAUUGGCAACCACAUUGGCCAGUAGCUUGUCUGCUCUUUGGCCUGCUUCUCAUGUCAUGUUAAGCCAGUAUUAAAUCCUGGUUUAUUUAAACAAUGGUUUAUUGAACAAACUAGGCUCAAGUUAAAUGAUGAUCGGCAGUCAGUCAAACUAACUGUAAUUUGUUUCAGCAUAUUCUGUCCUCCUAUUCCACUUCUUGUCCUCAGUUGUCUCAACCUGACAUCCACUAAACCUUUGUGGUGCCCAACUGCUGACAUUGCCUCAUUUCCCUUUCCAUUGGUUGGCUGUGAGAGUGAUGGUGUGUCAAACAGUUACCCUUCCCCUUUGUUCCUCCAAGAAAUAUUCAUACUUUGUACCUUUAACACUUUUCAUUUUUCUCUGCAAUUGCACUUUUAUUUUUUGUUCUAUAACUGGCAUGCAGUACCAUGAAGUCAUGCUUUGAGUUUAGUAAGCAUUACUUGCUUUGGCACUAUUGCAUCUCAUUCUCUACCCAUUUCUUCUGUUGCUGGAGGGUUUCUUUUUUCUUUUUUUCUGGAAAGACUGCUUUUACUAAUUCACAUUUAAGUACUUUCAUUUUUUAGUUGUAAUAAAUGUCCAGACCUCAUAAGAACAUAGUUCAGAUCAUGAAAGAUCAACAUAGGAAAUGUUUAUUGGGACUAUUUGACAAAUUAAGGAAUGCAGUACAAUAUUAGAUCAUCACUCCCUGAACUUCAGAGCAUGGGAAGUCACCCAAAGAUAUAUAAUUUGGCAUGAUUGUUCAGCUUUUUUGAUUGUAUGAUAAUUUGGAAUGUUUUAAUGUGGUUUUUAUUGGAUUGUUAAAAUGGAAAAUUUAAUCAUUUUUAAAAAAGAACAUAGAUGAGAUCAGUGCUUUUUUUCUGGAAGGGAUGCAUACCCCUAAACAUUUUGUGAAUCUAAGUUUGGCUUCAUUGAGGGACAGUAUUUCAGUAUUAGUAGGAAAGUGAGAGUACCCCUAAACAUUUUUUUUUAGAAAAAAGCACUGGUUGAGAUUAGCAGUUUCUGUACUCAGUUGACAUUGACACUAUCUCAGAAAAGAUGCUGCUACCACUGCCCCUUAAGAGCCUGCUGGCAGUAGAGACCUUGGUGGUGUUUUGUGGACCACAUUGUGCCAGCCUUUGUCACUUGCUAGUCUGUAACACAGUAGUUCCUUGUUCUAAUUAUUUGCAUUUACCCAGAAUUUACACAUAGUCCUUGGAAGUGUCAUGGAGAUGGUCAGAUUAUGAGGAAACAGGGGAGGAAUUCAGGGAGUUCAAGCUGGAUAACCCUGGGGAGGGUCCUGGGAGGAUAGGGGAGGUGAACCCCAAAAAGUGUCUGAGCCCAGGCAGAGGCCGGUAAUCAAGGGAUUGGAGAGCUGCAUCCAGGGGAGAAACCAAGUGGUCUGGCAGAGGAGCUUUACGCUCCUGUGACACCAGGACCUCUAGUCAGAUCCCUCUUGCUGUGGAGUCAGCCCUGGCACUGUCUCCUUCAAGGGAGGAGGCAACUGAUGCUGAGCCAGCACCCAACCCUACCUCCAUCCCCACUGGUGAGGCACUGUUGUUGACAAACUUUGUAAGCCCAACCUAUUGAAGAAGUGCCUGUUUGCUUGCCCCAUCCCAGGACUAGGCUGGUCAUCAUGCUAAGUACUAUCCCUCACUGUCCCUCAACAGGAAGAUGCAGGGUAUGUGUCUUGGUUUACACUUAGCCGUGUGUCUAUACCUUUUAUGCAUCUGUUGUACCUUCUAACCCGCACCUUGCCUUUUUACCAUUCUGAUUUAUUGAUUAAAUAGCUCAUCAGAAACUGAACUAAGAGUUCAAGUUAUUCAUCAAGCAGUGAAGGUCAGGACAAGAAUCUUCUUUGUUUUUCUGAAAAUAAGAAUACAUUGCUAUACAAUGUAAAAUUGCACAAGAAAAUGUUUGUUAAACUUUAUUACCUUGUUUUGCUUCUCAAAAUGUUAAGCCUAGCAUCUACUGCUUUUCCUCACCAGCUAUUUCUGUCCCUGCACUUUUGCAACUCCUGUCUCCAUGCCAUGUCAUCACUGCUCUAAGAUAAUUCUUACAUUGCAUAAGUCAAGGACUUGCCAUCCCAUUUCCUUUAGCAGUCCUAGUGAGAACACCUUGGGGAAAGUCUAUGCACAUAGGUUUAGCAUGAAAAUAUGCAAAAUAGUUUCACACACACUCCACCUUCUUGGAGUUCUGUACUUCCCAAUUUGUUAUGUACAGGUGUAAUUUUUGUAGUUGUUUCAUUGUCUGCCUGGUAGUGAAUUAUAGCGCUGCUAAAAUAGUAAUUCCACAUUACUGAAAGUUAUGAAGAGCUAUAUGAGUUUGUCAUAGCACUAAAAUAAAUUCACAACAUCUGUGCUAUAUUAAGGAAUAUUAUAUAAAUAAUCCUCAAAAGUUGCAGGAUUAUAUUUGUCCUUGCUUUCUAUUAUUUUUAUCCUGCUGUUUAGCCUAAUAGCAUCACUGUGACUUAUAACCGAAUAAAACAACAUCAAAAUGUCACAGCAUCAUAAAAAUGGGAUCAAUGAUGUUGGGACCUACCAGUUUGGUCUGUGAACAGCAGAUAUGAGCAGGGCUACAAUUUGAAGCUGAUAAUUUCACUUUAAUGAGUUUACUGUGAGAAGGGAAUAGAAGAAUAAGCAAUUACUCUUUAAAAUGAAAUGUUUAACUUAAUAGCUGCUGUUGGAACUGCUGAGCGGAAACAUCAUCUUAUAUCCAUCUGUCAUGUAGCUGACUUGUUUGAUGACUUGAAUUCCUGAGUAAACUGGUGUAUCCAGGUAGUUCAUAUGUAUUUGUAUGUAUGUAUUUUUUUCUCAUGAGAUUUUAAUGGGUCUGUAGCAUGUUCUUGGAUUACAUGUAAAUGUGUGAGUGACACUGUCUUCAGAUUUUGAAGUUUAUCAGAAAAGCUUGAAGAAACUGGGGCAGUAAAGCACUUAGCAUUAUGUCUUGUGUGCUGGCCCUGUUUUAAAGAUUUUCUGAGAGUUUCUAGCAUAGCUUGCAAGGCCAAGAUGGAUUGUUUAAAUAAGGCUGCUGAUGUAUUCCAAUCUUCCUGUGGACAUGUUUACCUGCUAUUAACAUGGUAUCAAACUACAGUGUUUUGUGGGCAGUGGCCUCUUCAGUCUUCUGUGUGAAAAGCCAGGAUAGCCAGAUCAAGGUUUUAUAUCAUUGUAUCUACUGUAGUGUGUUGUAAUUUUGAUGGCAGAAGCUGAAAUCCAGAGAAGUACUUUGGGUUUACCCAGGGGUUUCUGCAUGUCCAGUGGAAUUCCUGACUUUCCCCCCCUUUGUACAACUGAACCUAAGUCAUAUCAUUACUCUCUAAUAGUGACCCUAAAGUGACCUCUAAUAGUGCUUGUAGAGCUAACACAACCUGGAAAUAUUUAUUUCUUCAAAUGCCAGUGGAAAUGAUUUUUGUGAUUGUAUGAAUAAGGCUUAUUCUGUAUCACAAACUGCUUAUCAAACUCCCUUCAGUUUCAGAGGAGAUUUUGUAGGGGGGAUGCUGUUGAGGAAACAUGUCUCUUGGUCAUGCAAAACUAGUCAUAAUAGUUUUCUGGGCUUAGGUGACUGGAAACAGUGUUCCUCGUACCUGUCACAAUUGUUCUUCAGUCAUAUUGAUGUCCUCAGUUUGUCAGGAAGAAUACUAAAAUAAUUAUUAAAAUAUUUAAAAGAGCAAAUGAAGAUUGUUUUUGACUGGACUCUGUGCAAAAUGUCCAGCUAGUGUAUAGUCAUGCUUCUUAACUUGGAGAAGGAAAGUGUGUUCAUGUCCUUACAGUUUUAUUAUACUUCUGACUUAAUCUUGCUUGUUAUGUUUCAUUGAAGACAUUUAAUUUCUAAAAAUAAAGAACAACCAUUAAUUCAAUUACAUUUUGCUUCAGUUUUUUAAUGACUGAAAGGGGAUUGUAUCUGACUAAAAUCAUAUGAGUAAAGCUGCUUUAAUCAUCUUAAUAUGAGAGUCAGAUACAAAUCAGAGCUUUUAGAGGGUCACAGAACUUCCUAAUUAUCGGUGCAUCAUGAAAUGCAUUUACCUACUACAUUAAUAUUGUUUCGUUUGUUAUUGUGUUAUACAUUUUUGUAUUUUUAUACUGUGAUCCUCAGAUGAAGGUUGGUAUAUAAAUUCAAUAAAUAAAUAAUACCACUUUUCUGCAAGUGUACUCAAAAUAAUAUGUAAUUCAAAAUAGUGGCAUACAAUCUUAUGGAUAUGAAACAAAAAGAAAAAGAAAUGAGAGAAAGAGGGAAAAUGUUCAUGUACCAAUCUUGCAUAGUGUUACAUAAUUGUUUUAAUGGCCAGGUGGAAUGGCUAGUGAGUGAGAUUGAGAACAUUCAUUACCUUCCUGUCCAGAUCAGUAAAUACAAUGAUUUGGUCUGACUGUAAAAUAAGAACGUAAUAAGAGCCUGCUGGAUCAGGUCAGUGGCCCAUUUUGUCCAGCAUCCUGUCUUCUCGCUGGCUGAUCAGAUGCCUGUUGGAAAACCUCAAGCAGGACCCGAGAACAAGAGCACUCUCCCUUCCUGUGGUUUCCAGCAACUAGUAUUCAGAAUCAUGACUGUGUCUGACUGUGGAAGUAGAGCAUAGCCAUCAUAGCUAGGAGCCACUGAAUUCCAUGGUUUAACUAUGUGGUAUGUAAAGAAAUACUUUCUGUCCUGAAUCCUCCAGCAUUCAGCUUCAUUGGAUGUCAGUGAGUUCUAGUGUUACGAGAGAGGGAGAAAUGUCCAUCCACGUCAUCUCUUACUUGCAUUUUCUCUAAAUUAAAAAGCCCCAGUGAUUCAACCUUUCCUCUUAGGGUGUUGCUUCAUCUCCUUUAUAAUCUCUCCAUCCCAUGUAAUCUGGGGAAUAGCUGCUGAUGGAAACUGUUCUGGGAGAGUUUUGACUGUGUGUAUGUGUGUGUUUUCUAGCAUUCAGAAUUUAUUUGGCAUCAAAAUCCCAACCCUAUAAUGAAAUUGAUUGUUGGAAGAGUCAUGAAAUGUCAAGGCUAACUUCUCUCUAACACUACUGUAAGAUCUUAGGAAGGCACUGUACAAUCCAGCUUUUGUUUAAAAGUACUUAAUAGAAACUCCUGCUAUCUUCUAGUGUGAUUGAAAUUGGUAGAAACCUUCUACUUCCAUUUUAGUAAAAUUUGCUUAUAAUGAUAGUGUAUAAAUGAAAAUGUAUUUUGAAUUAUACCACCUAUAUACUAGAUGGAAAUGGCAUAAUUAAUAUAAAGGUAAAGGGACCCCUGACCAUUAGGUCCAGUCGUGACUGACUCUGGGGUUGCGGCCCUCAUCUCGCUUUACUGGCCGAGGGAGCCGGCGUACAACUUCCGGGUCAUGUGGCCAGCAUGACUAAGCUGCUUCUGGUGAACCAGAGCAGCGCACGGAAACGCCGUUUACCUUCCCGUCGGAGCGGUACCUAUUUAUCUACUUGCACUUUUGAGGUGCUUUCGAACUGCUAGGUUGGCAGGAACUGGGACAGAGCAACGGUUCGUAGAGGGCCAUUAACAAUACAAGGGAACUCCUCCCCCGCUGCCUCAGGUGGGAGGUUGCCCGAGUAACUGCUCUUGGGGAGGGCAAGAGAUUUCUGGGAGCUCACCCCGUCGCGGGGAUUUGAACCGCCGACCUUCUGAUCGGCAAGUCCUAGGCUCUGUGGUUUAACCCACAACGGCACCCGCGUCCCUUUUAUAAUUAAUAUACAGUUAAUUAAAAAGGCAAGUGAUGGAAGAUAACCCGUUCAAGAUGUUCAAAGUUUGGAUUGAAUGUAAUCAGCUAGUUCAUACUGAAUUCUUAUUUGCAAGCCCUACAUUGCAUUCCUCUAGUAUUAGAGCGAUAACAGAUAACAGUUGUUGAUAUAUUUGGGUCAGUGCUUAAGAAUGCAAACCGUGCUUGGAAUGCAUUUGGAAAAGUCUUAAAGAUCUUCAUAUGUUUAGUACUAGAUACCGGUUAAUGUACACGAGCAUGUUGUCAUUACACAUGUGUCCGUUAUUCUGUAUGAUUUAACAGUUAAGCCCUUGCCAUUACUUCAGAAGGCACUCCAUUAUGGAUAUAUUGCUUUCCUGUUGCCUGAAUUCCAUCCACUCCUUAUUCUGACUAAUGAGUGAAUUGCUGUGUGAAAUUGACUAGAGUAGAAUGUUAAAAAUAAUGUAGCUUCUGAAGACUCUUCAGAUUGAAUUUAAAAGACAGGAGGCUGUGUGUGGGAAGCUGAAAAGAGACUCCAGAAUUAAGAGAGUUAGGAGAAAGGUGCCUGCUAGCUGUGAAAAAAGUCAAGAUCUGAUUUAAGAAUGAAUUGAGUCAGGAAUAGUUUUCAAUAAAUAAAGGCAACGACAUGAUGGAGGAGAAGCCAAGGAGAAACAAGCUAUUGCAAGAAUUAAGAUAGGGCCUACAUACAGUGCUUUUUUUCUGGGGGGACACAGGAGUACGCAUACCCAUAAACAUUUUGUGAAUCUAAGUUUGGCCUCAUUGAGGGGCAAUAUUUCAAUAUGAGUAGGAAAAUGAGAGUACCCCUAAACAUUUUUUUAGAAUAAAAGCACUUCCUACAUAUAAGGGCAUAUAGGGUCUACGGACAGGAAGAAAUUCAGCUGUUAGCAGCUUUGGAGCCUGUAUGUUUGUGUUCUAGGCCCAAGGAAGUAACACAGCCAGAGAGGCUGCGUUUGAAUUCAUAAAGAUUUGAAUUAAUUAAUUUUCACCAGUCUAUAUCUUAAAGCAUAUCUUUAACAACUGUAGGUUGAUUAUUUGUUAUCUGAAAGAUGGAAACUGCUCUCAUGAGGGUGUACCAUGAGAGUGUAUAGUAAAAAUGAAAUGCACAGGUGGAUAAAGGAAAAAAAACCUGCCCUAACAAACCUUCUAUUCUAAUGAUUUUGGAGAGCUUGAAAUUUAAAAGCACAUCUUGUUUCUUCUUAGUUAGUUGAAAGUAGAAUUUAUGGAAUGUUAAGGGUGGUACUAUCAUAAUGUUGUAACCAUACAAUUGUGGCACUGUAAGAAUAAACCUUGGCAACAUAGGUUUCGGAUAUUACUAUUGAAAUAUUUAUGACCUAAUAAAUGUUUUGGAAUUUUGCAUUGUCAAGACUGCAUAGUACAGAAUGUACAGAAUUUUGCUUUGUGUAGCUUGAAUGCAAGUAGAUGUGACAUUAAACCAGGAGUAACAAAUCCAUGGCCAUGUAUAUGGCCCCCAAACUUAUUUGACGCUUCUCAAGACCCCCCCAAAUUCAUUUGUUUAAUUUUAUAUAUCUUUAUUGACUGCUCCUGUGGGUCCCCCCACUGUAAUGUCAUGGUGUUAAUUGUGGUUUUUUGGGUGCUUUUGCCCUAAAGUCAUUGUCAGCAGAAGCAAGGCUGCAUGCCUAUCACUAUUUUAUUCAGCAGUGCUUCUGCAGGGUUCAAAAACCUUCAUUUGACGUUCUUCAUGUUUGUUUUUAAUUUGGCUGCUUCCGAUUAUAGUUGGAAAAUAGUGCAUCUCUUUGGAGCAGUGUACAACAGCUGAGACAUCUCUCGCGAAGCUAAAGCAGCAGAAUUCAAAACACAGUACAGUAGUUAUAAAUAACUUCAGCAACUUAAAAUACAUAUAUACACACACACUUUACAUAUAUUUCAUAAGCAUGUCGUCAUGCUAUAGUUUGACUGGCCUCGGACAGGUGGUACUGCAAGCUACAGUGAUGAGCUGUUGGGCCAUUGAGUGAGUGGUCGAGGAAAGGAGAAGGGAUCCAGAGGAUAUAUAUGCAGGUCCAGGUGAUACAGGUCCCGCUGAUGUGAGGAGGGAAGUAGUGGAUUGAGAUGCAGGCAGGUGAUUAGGGUAGUGGCCCAGGUGAAGCAAGGAGGGGAAGGAUCCAGAUGAUGCAGUAGUUAGCUGGUUCAGACAAGCCAUGGAGGUAUGGAGAGGUCUGAGCUAGUGGAAAGGGGGGGGGAGGCUGGCAGGGUUGUUGAGUAAACAUCCUAGGGUGUUUGUAUGAAUACUCAGAUCCUUUGUGUGUGUGUGUGUGUAUACACAUGCACAACACACAUACACUGUCACACAUGUAUUCAUAUACCUAUAUAUAUAUCUAGGUGGAGAUAAGCAUUUGGCAUUUUUAGUAACAGCACAUAUACCACAGUUUUAUAGAACAUAUUGUGUCAGUCACUUCUCUCCUAUCUUAGGCUUAUGAAAUCUAUUUAAAAUAUAUAUUCUGCAGCAGGGGUGGAGAAACUUUGUUGGUUGGUGAGCCAGGUAUCUUUGGCUGAUGUGUGGGGCCACCCAUCUGUAAAUCAUCUGAUGUCAUGAUGAUAUCCAGUGACUGAUAGGUGGGUGGGCAUGCAUGGGGGUGGGACAAAAUAGCACCCAGUAGGAUUGAAUCCUCUGCUCACCAACUGAUGAGCAAAUGAUUCAAAACUGCUGGUUGCAAGGGGUAUGCUUUGUCCCCAGCAGGAUUGAAUUGCACUCCCAGUCCAUCAGCUGACAUCACUUGUUAAUGCCAGCUGAUUGACAGGUGGGUGUAGGUUGGGGGAAAUGGACUUGUGUGCCAACUUGGACCCCUUGUGGGCCAGAGUUCCCCACCCUUGUUCUACUGCAAAAAGUGGUCUGUAGAGGCAGCUUCUAACAAUAUCAUAACACUUUAAAAAUAAAAUUGAAUGGUUGUUUAUAUUUGAAGACAAUUUCCCCCCUCUAAACACUGAAGAUACUUCAAAUAGUCCAAAAAGCUGUCAGUAUUCAUUUUCACAUUUGCACUGUCAUCUUUUAGAUUAGAGAGUUGCACAUUUUUUCAGUUGACUAUUAAAGGAUGUGUCUUGCUCAUUAUGAAACUAUUGAUCAAAUCACGAAGCCAAGAGCUAGGAAAAAUUACUGAAAAUUAUGUUGUGCAUUAAUUGUUGAUACAUGGCCUGUCUAGGAGUCUGGAGUGAUGAAGGAAAGAAUGGAUUAGGACUAUGGCAUCAAACAUACCAUGCUGGGGCAGGUGAAGGUUAAAGUUCUUGCCUCUGCUCUUGCCAAAAUAUACUGUCUUCUGCCCAGGCACUUAUACUCCACAACACCCCCCCCCAAGCUAUUGGAGACCAGUUGCUCAGUUUCCUCCCCCACCCCUUUACUCUAUUAUUGUGACCACAGGCUAUUGCCACAUGAUCAGAGAAAAGAUAGUCACACUGGUGAUCAAAUAUGUGGUGAUCUUGGGGUGCUGUUCCUGGACUAAGGUUUCACAAGAGUCUGACCAGGUGCUGUUCUUGGGUUUUUAGGUAUCUCAGGCAUUUUGUUAUUGUAGUGUUGAAAUGCCAGGCUUUCUUCCAAACAUACUGUUCUUGUUAGCAGAAUGUUCUCUUCAAAGCUAAAGAUUCAUUCCUCACUCACACGACUUACAAUCAUUUCAUUUUCCAUUUAGAGUAUUAAAGACUGAUAUACAUGAAGCAAAAGAUGCAAUAUUGUAGAAAUGCAAAAGCAGUUUAUAAAUAUAUAUUUAAUGUUUACUAAGAGUUGGGAUAGACAUCAUGGUGCCCAUCAGAUGAUGUUGCAGUUAUGUUGGCUGCAGGAGUUGCCGGAAGGUGUACAAGGGACUCCACUUUGGUUUGCUUAGGGUUUACUCCUUAGUGGAGGGAAUUGCAGGUUUUAGCAUCAGAUCAGCCACAGGUUGUAGUGACAUCCAAAGCCAGACAAACUAUGGGCAAUCGUAAAAAUGGUUUUCUGAACCAAGCAAAGUUCAAACAAUAAUUUCUGAAGAUGCUUUGUUUCGCUAACUAUAGUUAAGAUUAACCAUGGUUUAACAUUUGUACAACAUGUUAAACUGGUUAAGUGAAAACUGAAGCAAAAUAAUCUGAUGAUUUUGUGGCUAUGCUGGAAGACUAGAGUAUGGGGAUUAUGGAAUCCUGAGAUUUGACCAGCUCACACAGGUAAACCAUAGCUUAGUGUUGUGUUCAAGCAAGGUCAUUAUGUGUGUUAGAGCAGGGACGUCCAACUCCCAAUAGACUGCUAUCUACUCACAGUAUAAAAAACUGGCAGUGAGCUACCCAUUGUCGUUAGAUGGAUCAAUGUUGUUGAGCUUUUUUUUAGGGAGCGAAUGAAUGAAUGGAACAGAAUAUAUGAAUGAAUGAAACUGAAUGCGCAUUGUGAUAUACACAGAACAUAAUAAAAAGUUGAUUAAAUAAAACACACAGCUGAGGGUCCUGAAUCCGCAGUCAAAUAGUGGACCUUAAUCUGAUGGUCCACUUUUUUUGCUAGGAAGAAAAAGUUGCUGAGCUUUUUUUGGAAAGGCAAAGUUGUUAGCUUUUCUUAGGAAGCCAGAGUGGUUGAGCUUUUUUAAAAUUCUUUUUAAUUUUUUUAUUUUGGGAGGAAGGAGAACCCUGAGAGACCAGAGAUCUACCAGGAACACCCCGUGAUCUACCAGUAGAUUGUGAUCUACCUGUUGGACGUGCCUGUGCUAGAGGAUCAUGGAAUCAGUUUUAAUCAAGUGAAGGCUUUAAAGUGUUUUGUAUUGGAUUUAAUGAGUUUCUAAUAUAUCAUUGAGUGAUUAUCUCAGAGUCACCCCUGAAAAAGUAUCCAUCUUUAAGAGAGAAAGUUACAAAAAUAUUCCCAGGUUCCUUAGUUUAACUGAGCUGUACACGUUUUUCAUUCCAGUUAACAGCCAUUGAAAUUUUGAAAGAAACCGCUUCUCUAUAGCACUCAGAAACAUCUCCACAAGGGAGCACAGUCUUUGACUGACUUUUAGCUUGUUUCAAAACAAAGCAUUGAAUUCAAAGAGGCAUUGGAUUGAAGGUGGAUGAUAGGACCAAGGUUUUAAGAUACUGACUUAAGAGAGAUCUUUCUUCUGUAUAUAGUCAGAAUCUAGAACAUAUUUUCUCCAAGAUGAUCUAAAAACUUUAAAAUAGCCUGAGGUGAGAAACCUCUUCUUGUUCUAGGGUCCCCUGGAACUGGAUAAUGAGUUAUAUCCAUACUCAUUUACUCUGACUUUGACUAAUUGGAUAUUGCCCAGUCUUUUUGAUAUGUAUUCAUUUUUGUUCAAGUAAUGUUUCUCAGCUUGCCUUUAAGACUUUACAGAACAGUGUAUCUAUUAAUAGGCUGUGCAUUUUUAUAUGGCAUGAAAAUUUUAACAGUUGUGGUUCAUUUUUUUGAAUGCAGGCCACAUGGAAGUGGCAAAGAAAGAAGAAUUCUAAUGCAUUGUGUUGAUAUAUGUGCAGAAGUAGCAUUAAAUUGGCAUGAACUAUUUUUAUCUUUUUGUUUCCAGCCUUGAAACCAACUUUAGCCAUUACUUUUCAAGUAAACUCAACUUUACAUUUUCACUUUAUUUUACUUUUUCCAGUCAAAAUGUUAUGGCCAGAAACUGCUGACAGAAGUAUUUAAUCGGUUGAAUUUGGUUGAAUCGGACUACUUUGGAAUUGAAUUCCAGAACAUGCAGUCAUAUUGGGUAUGUAAUAUGUUUUUAUCUGACUAUAAACACCUUUAAAUAGAUGUGUUUUCAACUUUGUUUUUAAAGGAAGACAUUUGGUAGUUCUACUCUGGUUAAAUUUGCACAAAAAUUCCUUUAAUGUAGGAGAAAAAGGAUUGUAUUACAGGUAAGCAAAGCUGCACCAUAGUGAUGCAGCUGCAGUUGUUUCAAAUAAUAACCCUACACAGUUUUGUUGAAUGCUCUUUUUUGGUCCUUCCAUUUUUAAAACAAGCACUACCUACUUUGCUUAUUAUGGAGCUCUCUUAAUUUGAGUGUUUAGUUCCUUUUCAAUGAAUUUUAUUAGUUUUUGCUAUGAUUCAAACAGAACGGUGUUUCAAGAAAAGACACCAAACCACUUGAUUAGCAUUUUUAGAGUUGAAAUGGAGUGCUGUAUAAAUUGGAAUCUCGUUUCUACUGAGUAGCAUUUGUACUGUAUUUUUUGACAUAGAAUCAAGAUGUUGUGCUACAAGGGAUAAAAGUAAAACGUAGAUCAAACAAAGCUGUUUAAGAAGUCCAUGACUGGGAUCAAGUAAUAUAACCUUGAGCAAUGAAACAGGCCUGACAAUACCUAUGACACAAAUGGCAUAAGGCUUGAUGUGAAGUCAACUAGACAUGUGCUGGAGUGCACCAUUGCACAUGUUGUGUGUCAGUGAAGUUGCAUGGACUACAGUGGCUAUCCCAAUCCAUAUACUGCCAUAACUGGGUAAAGGCACUGCUAGCCACAGAAUUCACUUGGACCUCUAAUGACAAAGGUUUAUCUAAACUACAUACCUGAUUGUUCAGAGAGAGUGCAGUAUCUUCAGGAUGUAAGUACAGUGGUGCCCCGCAAGACGAAUGCCUCGCAAGACGGAAAAACCGCUAGACGAAAGGGUUUUCCGUUUUGAAGUUGCUUCGCAGGACGAAUUCCCCUAUGGGCUUGCUUCGCAAGACGAAAAUACCUUGCGAGUCUUGAGAUUUUUUUUUCGCUUUCCCCCCCCUUUAUCUAAUCUGCUAAGCCUUUAAUAGCCUUUUAGCAGCUAAUCCCCUAAGCCUUUAAGCCUUUAAUAGCCGCUAAACCGCUAAUAGCGCUAAUAGCGCUAAUCCGUCAAUGGGCUUGCUUCGCAAGACGAAAAAACCGCUAGACGAAGACUCUCGCGGAACGGAUUAAUUUCGUCUUGCGAGGCACCACUGUACCUACCCACAGAGCCUCUUUCUUACCAGGUUUCAAACUCAGUUUGUUGGCCCUUAUCCAGUCCACCACUGCAUUCAGUCAUAGAUCCAGGACUUGCACAGCCUUACUUGAUCCAGAUGUUAAGGAGGUGUAGUAGAUAUAGAUGUUAAAUAGCACUGGGGACCAAAUUGUGCCUUGCAGAAUCACAUAACACAAGUGCAGGAGGCCAUAGAACAGUGUUGUCCCACUGUUACACUCUGAACUCACCCACAUAGGUAGUAACAGUGCUACUGUAAUACAUUGCCUCCUAUACUGAUCCUGAACAGUUGAUGUAGGAAGAUAUGGUCAGUGGGGUCAAAAACCACUGAGAGAUCAAGUAAUCGUAACAGUGUUGCAUUUUCGCCGUCCCUCUUCUGAGGGUGACAAAGACUGAUUCAAUCAUGAAACCAGGCCUGAACCCAGAUUGAAUUGAAUCUAGACAUUCAGUGUACUCAAACAACACUUGCCUGAUGUACUUCAUUUGAUGGCAGAAUUUGCAUAUUUAGAUGUAGAGUUCUAUCUAGACCUUUGGCAAAAAAACUGUUUUUUUCUCAGUGGAUAAAAAAAAAAUUUGACAUUAUUUUUGAAGUUUGCAUGAAUAAAUGCAUUCAUAUACUUGAAAGGAAUUUCAAGUCAUUCAUUCUAAUCUUUGCCCUCUAGCUUUAUUAUCUUGGGCAGAUUUCAUUCAGUCUCCUCACUGAAACCUCCAGAAAGAGUUGCCAUAAGUUUCUUGGGCAAGGGACUUUGUUGCACAAGCAUUAGUGUAAAUGAAUUUUCCUGUGAUCCUUCCAAAAGGUGCUCUGCCAUAACUAGAACUCAGUGCUUUUCCUUCAUUCGCUUCAGGAAACUUUUUUCUUUCUGCAACUUUUUCCACUAUAUUUUUCACUGUCUAUGUAUAGACAUUUUGAGGUUUAUUCCUUUAGCUAAAACAUUUGUUUAACUGAAAUGGGGGUGUAGGGAAGUAUUGGUUUACAGGUGCUAGAAUUAUUUUAGCUGUGUGGUUUUAUUUACUGCUGCAGUGUUUGCUUAAUUAUUUACCUAAACCCUUUUUUCCUUGUUCAGAUUUGGCUUGAGCCUAUGAAACCUAUAAUUAAACAAAUACGAAGUAAGUAUAUGUGCUAUUUAUAUAUACUAUGCUACUUUAUUAAGCAGGAAUUUGAUUGCCUGACUUUCUGCAUCCUGGUACCCUCCAGAAGUUUUGGGCUACAGCUCUCAUCAUUCCCAGCUAUCAUGGUCAAUGGUGAAGAUGAUAGGGAUUUCAGUCCAAGACAUAUGAAGGACACAGACCGUUCUAGAGAUUUGAAGCAAAUGAAGAUAAUCUGUUUCGCAUGACACACAGGUUCACUUAAUCAAUGGAAUUGGAGAACAUUCAUAUGGAAAACACAAAAAAUGAAGUUUUUUUAAAGCAACUUUACAAAGUUACAUUCCCACUGGGUCAUUCAGCAAUUCAAAUGCUUUGUUUUUAGAAGGUUUUGUUAAUUAGUUUUAUCCUGCUUUUCUGUUUCAAUAAUAAAAUGACUUGUAUAAAAAAUAAAAAUACAACAAAAGUAAACAAAACAUUUUAAAAUGCUUUAAUUAACAGAGAAUGCACCUGUUCCACAGAUCAACAUUUGUUUUCUGGCCGCAAUUUCCUUAGAAUUUGGAUCACUUUAGGAGCUUCAUGAGGUCCUAUUUCAGUUUUUGAUUAUGCCAACUUCCCACAUUCAUUCAGACCAUUUUACUGUUCUUUGAUGUUCUUGUAUUAUUUUGGCUCCCAGUUUUGCCACAAUCCCUUUAACCCCUUUCCUUCCACCAUUUAGUAGUUUUCAACAGCUACCUACCACUGGCACUUUAGCAAGUAUAGGUUCCUGUCCUGUAUUUCAGAUCUCUUGCUUAGGGUGUAUAUUACAACCAUGUUUCAGAAUUAUGUUGGUAUACUUGUUUGGUUGAGUUACUGUAUUUAAGUUGAAAUGUUCAUGAUCCAUUCAAUAAAUGCCUAAUUCCUAUUACCUCACUUUUGAGAGUUGGCAAUUGGUAUUCAAAUUCAAUGUUUCAACUAUAAAGGUAAAAGUUAAUAGAAUGCAUUGGUUUUAUUUUAGGACCAAAGAAUGCAUUGCUUCGUCUAGCAGUAAAGUUUUUUCCUCCUGACCCUGGUCAGCUGCAAGAGGAGUACACCAGGUAAACAAUGUGGCACUAUUAAUUCCACAAUAAUUUACAAUGGAAGUAGGAAAGAAGGAUUAAUGAAUUAUCUUUAAACUCAAAAGACCUGUGAAUUCACUGCCAGAGUUGGUAUGUGUGUGUAGCCUUGAAUGACAGCAAGUUUUACCUGAUCUAAUCAAGUGGCAGUGAAGCUGCUUCAGCUGUGUGCAAAGAGGAUAUACUUGCCAAGGAUGUGUUCAAAAUGUCUGUGUUUAAAAAUUGUCUCAAGAGAUAAAGAACUUGCUUGGCUACUUGGUGCAGUGGUUUCAGGCUGUUAUCCUGACCUGUGCAUAUUUACAUGGGAGUAAAGCCCAUUAAACACAACAGGUACACUGGUAUGGUAGUUUACAAAUACUGGGACUGGUUCUUCAGGGUAGCAAGACAUAUUUCUCUUAGUUGCCUUUGGAUGUUAUGAAUUUCAGGAUUGUUUAUCUGAUAUUUCUCAUUCUGUUCCGAACUGCUGUACCAUUUGGUUGUGUUCUCUUGUGUGCAUGCUUUGAGUUGAAAGUACAUAUGAAUGGUGUCUCCUAUGUUCUUAAUGAGUCUCAUUGAAGCCUUCCUCUUGCAGAUCUACUCAACUCCAGCCCUUACAUACCUGUUUUUCUGCCAAAUUGUGCCAUUUGUGUUUCCUAUAUUGUCUACUUCAGCCCACCUACAUACCUUUCCAUCAGUGAUUCUGUGCUUGUCAGUUUUUCUAUUCAGCUGUGAUUUUUGAGUUUCUGCUAAAACUACUUGCUGCCUUUUUCUGUUGUUUGCACUCCUCCUUUCCUAAAUGACUGCCGUUGAUGGCUGCAGGGUAUACUGGAUAUGUUGCUAUAUUUGAAAAAGUAUCUAUUUCAUAGUUUCUCCUAAGUCAUAGGAAAUGGGAGAGGAUGCAUGUUCUAUCAUGCUCUGUGGAGGAUUGUACCUGAAGAAAUAAUAGCAUCACAAAAUUAUUAAAAUAGACUUUGAAAAACUUAAAUAUGUUGCUUAACUAGAAAGCUUUUGGGGGGCGGGGUUCUUCAGGACAUGAGUCAGUCACAGGGAAGCUAGUAGGUAGAGAGGGUUGUGACAGUAGCAAGAGCUAUAGCUGAACCUCACAUUUGAACAAGUCUUAGCCACAUUUGAUACAAAGCCUGCCAGUCUUAGAGGUAGUGCAGUUGUAUGUUGCUUGGUGACAGCAUAUAUCUCGGCUAGCAACAGCUGGUGAUCUGAUGUGGUAGUAGUAAAUACCUGUCACUAAGCAGGCUGGCGGUAUGAGGGGAGAGGAGACAAUGCUAUAUUACUACUCUUAGUUAUCACUCAGACAUUGCCUUCAAUGUUAGCAUUGUGCAUAUAUGCAGCUACUAACUGGCCUGUAGUACUCCUGCCUGGGCCAUUUUUCAUUUCCUGCUGCUAAACAGCUAGUAAAAUGGACAAAAUAUGAUACUAUUGAUUUCCCUCCCUUUAGGUAUCUAUUUGCAUUGCAAAUCAAGAGAGAUCUAGCUGAGGAACGCCUUACCUGCAACGACAAUACAGCAGCACUCCUCAUCUCUCACCUUCUGCAGUGUUAGUAUCUAAUGUCACUUAUAUAUUGAGCACACAGAUGCAAAGAAUCCAUUCAGCUUCUCUACAGUUUCCUUCAUCAGUAAUUAUUUUGCUUCUUUGUCAUCCAGCAGUUACAACACCUUCCGUGGUUAGUUUCCUGCUUCUGUUAUAGUUGCUUCCAGAAGCCAUUUUUGAUUAACAUAAUUGAUUUGCACUUGUGUUGCUCAUUAACCAUGCAAGCAUCUACUUGGACUUUCUUGGGCUCUUUUGAAUCUGAUAUAAAUGCCAUUUACAAAGAGGGGGAAAACAUAGGAGGCAUACAUUCUGUUUCAAUAUCUGUUAUCAUGCUUUCAGUAAGCCUUCAUACAUUCUGAAUAAUGUUCCCCUUUUCUGUCUUAUCAGCUUGCUUUUAGAAGUUUAGUUUUUAAAAAAAGUUAAAUGUGCCUAUGUCGAAUCUCCAUGGGAACUUAACUACUCACACAUAUGUUGAUUCUGAUAGCACAGGAACAUUGAAUUUUCCCUUUUCCCGACACCCCUCCCCUCAUGAAACAGAUCCGUCUAUUAGGUCUUACCAAAGUCCAUUUUGUGAAUCUGGUGGGUGCCAGUCAUCAGGGUGAUCAUUUGAAAACUUUAUAAAGGGGUACCAAAUCUCGUCAUUUGCAUCCCAUAUAUACUAUUGAGAACCAAUGGUUAUUGUAAGAUGAAGAUACCUUCAAGGAUCCAUUUGCAAACUUUAUGGAACAAUUGCAAUAGUGCAGCAAUAUUUUCUUUCAAAUAUAUUUUUCUCUUCUAUCACAGCUGAGUUAGGAGAUUUUGAUGAAUCUGGGGACCAAGAGCAUCUUAAAAACAACCGGUACUUUCCAAACCAAGAAAGACUGCAAGGAAAAAUACUUGAAUUUCACAAGAAGCACAUGUAAGUGUAAAUGAAUGUUUAAUUUCUGGUAUUCAACAUAGCACUAUUUGUUGCUGCUAUUGAUAACAAAAUAAGAUUGUCUAUAUCUCUCAUUAACCAUAAGCUAUUUCACCUAUACCUUCGUAGUAACGCUAGAAGGAGAAUUUAGUUGUGUUGGCUAGGUGACCUGUUGGUCCUAAAAGCAAGAAAAUUUGUUUGUGGCAUGAAAUUUGACUCUUACAAUUUACUUGCAGAGUGGUAUAAUAUGCCCAAAUUUGAGAAGAAUCCAUUGACAAAUGUCAGGACUACAAAUCUUUAAAAAUGUUGCUUUUAGAGGUUCCACAUUUCUGACCAUGUUCAUGCUCAGUGCAAACAAACAUCUUAAAUUAUUUCUUUUGAUUGCUUAGACAGUGAAAAAAUCAAGGAAAAGACAGAAGUCUUCACCUCACUUUUCUUUUGAAAACCUUGUUUCUAAGUUCUAUUUUUAAAAAGUAAUGUAAAUGCGAGGUUGUCCAAUACAUACUCCACGGGGCUUUUGAGUACAGAAGCAGAAAGGGGAAGUGCUAGCAAAUCAGUACAGUAUAUGCUUGAUUGGCAGGUAGACUUUCCACGGUGGAGUCUUGUCCCAAAGGUGAAAUAUAUCUCACUCCACUGAGUAGGUUUGCAGCAGAAGUUGUAAGUUAAGACUAUAAGCUGGGCAGCUUUCCCUCAAAGUAGGAGUUUGGUGUUGGUCCAUUGAUUUUCAGUGGGUCUACUCGUAGAAUGACAUAGAUGGAUAGAAUCGUUACAUUUAUUUAAUACUCUUCCUUAUUGUACCACGUAAUCAUUUAAUCUGCUCUUUUAUUCUUACAAUGGUAUUUGAAGCUUUCUUGAAUAGAAAUGAAAUUUAAGAAGAACCGAUUUCAUGGGGUUUAAGCAUAAUGUUUUCCUCAAUGUUUUCUCCUUUAAUAGGAUAUCAUUUUGAAUCAAGAUGGUGGAAUAAACCUUUCAAAAUAGCACUGAUUUUAAACACAUAUUUCAAAACUGCACUGAUUUUUUUGUUUCUUAGAAAUCCCAAACAAUGGGUAUGAGGCUGCUACAUUAUCAUAAUGGUCACUGAAAACAAACCUUAAUCCAAUUAUCAGUGCAAUUUAAUGUAUUUUGUUCUCUGUGCUUAACAUAAAAUAUAUUUUAUUGUGGACACAGCACAGCAAAAUUCUCUGUGUAAACAGGAGACUUCCAACUUCAUGUUCCUCUUAUAGUGCUAAUGCAAAGGUUGAGCAAUCAGCAGAUGUGUAGCGUUCUCUGUGUGUUGAUUCUUUCCUACAAACUGGAUAUUAAAUCCCCCACAAGGCUAGGUUUCAGAACCAUAAAUGAGUCCUAACUAAGGGGAAAGUAACCCAGUGAGACAGCAUUUGCAACAUAUAAUUAGUGUACAUGUGAGGGGUUAACUACCCCUCCCUUCUACCAGUUCUCUAAAAGUGUUCUCUACUCCAUCACUAUUUCGCCUGCCAUUGGCAAGUAUAUGAUUGGAACUAUGUUUUUCAAUCUUGCUUGGGCCUUAUGAAUGCCAAUGUAGCAAUUAUACUUUGUUCACUUAUGCAGUUUACAAAUUAAUGUAAAGUUAUCCAAGUUAAAAGCAGCAGAAUUGGCCAAUUAACAAUGCCUAAUGGCCUUUCCAAAGUAUUGUACAGUAUCUUACCACAUUUAUGUAGUUUGACCCUAAUUUAUUGGUGAAUAUUGCAAUUACGUUGAAAUAUUUAUUGUCCGUGCAAGGUCAGAACUUUUUUUUAAAAAAACAACCAAAAAAUCCUAGAAACAACUGCAGGAAUAUAUUUAUUGUUGAGAAAAUUCUGUAAAUUGGCUGUUCACUGGUUGUAGGAUGGCUAAGCGGAUUGAUCUGCUUAGCAGAUAACAAAAUUAGACCAGAUUGUUUUCAGGCCAGUCUGUGAGGCUUAGUCGACUGAAAACAUCUGAAGAUAAUUACUCACUGUGCUUUACCCUUGUAAACAUUUGCUUGCAUAGGGUAAAUCACUUGGCAUAAUUACUGGUUUUUCUCACGUCAGAAAUAAAGUAUCUUCUGUAGGUGGAAAACUGAACGUUGAUCAGUUUUUUUUAGGCAAACAUUUAUUCAGGGUAUUCUUCUGGUCACUAGAAUAGCAUAGAAAUGUUGGCCAUUUUAAUCUGUAAUAAAUAUAUCUAUAAUCUGUGUGCAUGAGCCUGUGGCUUACAUGACCCCUUCUCCACUUUUGUGUGAUGGAGGGAGGAGAUACAGGGAGUAGAAGGCAACAAGCAAUCUGUAACAGCCGUGACUGUUGAUCCCCCAAACAGGCAGAGGAACCACAGCUUGGGAGGAUUGUUUGCAUUUUCAGGACUGCUACUACCCAAGGUGUUAGUGAAUUGACCUAGCAUGUUGCAGAGGGUCCUAACACCACUUGCACAAAACAGUGGCACAUCUACACCAUACAUUUAAAACACAAUCAGCACACAUUUAAAGCAUAUCAUGUCCCCCAAAGAAUCCUGGGAAUCAAAGUUUGUUAAAGGUGCUGGGAAUUGUAGCUAUGUGAGGGGGAAACUACCGUCCCCAGGAUUCUUUGGAUGAAAUCAUGCACUUUGAAUGUGUGUUAGAUAUUCUUUAAAUUCAUAAUGGGGAUCUGCCCUUGUACUAGGAUAAUACAGUCGUUCUCAUUCAGAAGGCAGACUUGAGCGCAACUGUUAAGGAUUGACACCUAUCAACUGCAGAUAAUGGGUGGGUGUGAAAACCACCAGGAACCAGUUGUCUAUAUACAAAAACACAGUCAACUGAUGCUAUUGUAAUGCAUCUGUCUUGAACAUUGCAAAGCUGUUUGGGCUUGCCUGCUUACUGACUUGCUCUCAUGUUUUCAAACAAAGAGAGAUUAGAUGUUGGCAUAUCUUUUACAAAAUUAUGGAAUACGUAGCAUUUUGCAUUUAAAAUUAUGAAAUACAGGGCAUAUUAAGGAUACACUUGUUUUAAAGAAUAAUUAAAUGUCUCUGAGUUUGAUUAUGACUUCAACUAGAUUGCCAUUUGUUCUUCCAUUUGUAACAUAUUUUUAUGCUAGUUGAUUUUUCUCUUUUGGUCUGGCACAGUAAACCUGAAUAACUCUGAAGCUUAGUGACUGCUUACUAAUAUGGAUAUGAUCUCAUUAAACUUGUUGAACUAUAUUGGAGUCUUUUUCCUGUUUCAUAUCUUUGGAUAGUAUUAUAAGUAAUUAAUAAUAUUUUCAAUUUUGCUAACACAGGGGCCAAACUCCAGCUGAAUCAGAUUUCCAGGUGCUUGAAAUAGCUCGCAAGUUGGAGAUGUAUGGCAUGAGAUUUCAUCUGGCAUCUGACCGUGAGGGAACAAAAAUUAAUUUGGCUGUAUCAAACAUGGGCGUACUGGUAUUCCAGGUAGGAAAACAGUAUUUAACGUGAGAAACUUUUUGUAGUUAUGCAGACAGAAGACUUUAAACCCAGAGAAUAGACCCAUAUGCCUGCUUUAGAGCAUGUAGCAAUUGAUUCUGAAUGAAUGGCUACCACAUCCUUACUACAACAGUCUUUGCAGUCCCAAUAGACAAUAUGAUGUUUGCAGAUGCCUUUGUGGCAGCAGCACUCUUCAUCAAACCCAGAUGGGAUUAGUAGGGCUCCAUUGCAGCAGCUUCUUCUUUGAGACUAAUGGGAGCGUUUGUAAUACUGCCUUCAUUACGCUGGCUUGGGCUCAUGGGAGUUGUAGUCCAAAUGUAGUAGUAGUUCUAAUAAAUCUGUUACCCACCUUUCACCAGCAGGUCCUAGGGCGGGUUACAACAAUUUAACUUUCAGAAUUAAAAACAGUUAAAACAGGUUGCAAUCACAGGAAUAGUGUGGAUCCUGAAAAGACCUAUCUCAAAUGUCAAAGGCCAGAGUAGCAAGGUCAGGGAGGGCUGCUUUCAGAACUAGAGGUUCUUUUAACAGCUUGUUGUUUUAAAUUAUCAGUUAUCUGAUCCAGACGAUAUGAUUUAGAUAGAAAAAAGGUUUGACAGUAUAAGUCUAUAACUUAUGUUCUGUUUAAAUCCUGUGUAUAAUAUACCUCAGUUAUUUUAUAUUGAAUUGAACACAGGGUAAUACAAAAAUCAAUACUUUCAACUGGUCCAAAGUCCGAAAAAUAAGCUUCAAAAGAAAACGAUUCCUUAUCAAGCUUCAUCCAGAAGUUCAUGUAAGUACUUCCAUUAUAAUGUCACUUCUACAGUUUCAAGCAUGACUUAAAUAUGAAAUGACGUUCAUACAGUAUUCAGUACUGUUAAUGCCUGAAAACAAGGUUCAUAGGUAAUAGCACUAUGAUAAAAGCAUGUUAGUAAAACCCGUAUUCCAUUAAAGUCUGAAUUCUGACUUGUCUUUCAAAGGAGCCCAUGUGGGCAUCUGAAGGGGGGGGGGGAGUUUAAAAGGAGUCUUCACACUUGUAAAAGUUGGGAACCACUGCUCUAGAGCAUGUUCUCGAGACCUACAUUGAACCAUGAUAUUAAAAAAUAUGCCCCUGGACCCUAGAAUAUGUAUUUUGUCUAUUUUUGGGAAAGAUGAUGAGGAUCUUAUAUGUAAACAGUUAAUUGUAUAAUUUGUAGCCACUUGAUUAGUUAUUACACAGGAAAGAUGCUUCAUGAUGUACCCUAGAUAACUGGUUCAAGAAAGUUAAUGUUCAUUGCCAUCUCGGAAAAAAAUGAUGGGAUAUUGAAGCCAUUGAGAGUGAUGUUGAUCCUUCUGAUUUCACCUCUGGAGGUUAUUUAUGGAGGGAGGUUAUUGGGUUGUUCUUGCUUUUAUUUUGAUUAUGUAUUCUGUGUUUUUAUAUUGUGACAUUAUCCUGUGAACUGCCCUGAGACCUGCGGGUAUAGGAAUUACUAUUAUUAUUGACAUCCCAGUCACAUGGGUUGCAAAUCCCUUUGAAAUAAGAUUUUAUUGGGUGGCUUCUAUAGACAGGCAAGACCUUUUUCUUUAUUCCCAUUUCCUUCAUUGUACAAUGUAAGUUGUGUUUUUCUACCCCAUUUACAAUUUUAUAAUCGAAUCCAUUAUAUUCACUCCUGAUUUUUUCUUUUUCUUUUGACGUUAUUAUCAAAAGCUCCUUGUCUUGAAUAUAUAUUAUUUGUUGUUAUUUUUUGUUUUUCUCUUCACUUCUAUCAUCUAUUUUUGUUGAAUAAAGUUUUAUUAAAUAUUUUCUCAUUGUAACCUUAAAUGUGUAGAGGUAGCAUGAUAAAGACCCAUUGUGUUUCAUUUCUAGGGUCCAUAUCAAGACACUCUGGAGUUUCUUUUGGGAAGUAGAGAUGAGUGCAAGAACUUCUGGAAAAUAUGUGUUGAAUAUCACACUUUCUUCAGGCUAUUUGAUCAGCCAAAACCAAAGUCAAAAGCAGUCUUUUUCAGCAGAGGGUCAUCUUUCAGAUACAGGUAUGAUAUAACCCAGUUCAUUUUGAUCCAAGAAAAUGGAACCAAGAAAAACUUUGGAAGUAAUUCCUUUUAAAUUAAAGGUUUAGGAUCUUUAUUUCUUGAGUACAAGAAGCCCAGAAUUUUAUGUACUUUUCCUGGAGAUUUUUUUGUAACAUUCACAUUUAUUUCUUCACAGUGGGCGUACACAGAAACAAUUGGUGGAUUAUGUUAAAGAAAGUGGGUUGAAAAAAAUCCCAUAUGAAAGGUAACAAGCUCUUUUAUAUAAGCAAAGAGUCUUUGAUGUUCUUAUUUUGUAACUUCCUUAGUCUAGUCUACAAUAAUGAAAGGCCUUUUUUCCUAGAGAUUGUAAACUGUUAAAGUAUUAUUUGACAUUUUUAUAUUUCAAAUUUAAUUAAUUAAAAUGCUUAGAUACUUGACACUGGGAAUUAUAUUGAGUAGGAAGGAGCUGAAAUUGACAAACCAUUUAACAUGUUUCAAAUUCAGAAAAGUGAUUUGAUUGAAUGGCAUGAAAAUAUGUUGGCUUAAACUUCACUUUCCUUCACAUAGUGCCAACUGGAGACAUGUAGUCUUUUUUUUGUUCCAAUGUUGUAAACCAUCUUGCAUUUGCUCAUUGUUAUACUUACCAGAUGGUAUCCAGAGCUUCCCUUUUGCUGACAAAAAAGCAUCCGUCAGCAGAACAGGGAGGGAGAUGAUUUCUGGUCAUUCUUCUUCCAUUCUGCAGCCCCCUGCAAACCCCAAAAUUGGCUAUUGAGAGUUUGGAGAGGUGUACCAGAUCUUGAGAAUCUGGACCACAUGAAUAAACAUUUUAAGCAUUUUUUUGAAUGUUAAAAAUGUGUCCUAUCCUGGAUUUGUAUUUUAGAUAUUUGUGUUGAAACUUACAGAAUAUGGAAAUACAUUUUUGCAGCUUUGCUCUUUCUCUAGUUAAAGUUAUAAUUCACAGUCACUGUGUCUAACAGAUACAAUUAUCCAUGAAUGACAAAAUUCUGAGGCUCGUUGAUUUAUUACUAUUAAUCUUUAUCACACCUAGCAGCCUUAUGAAGUAGGUUAUGCUUCAGGAAUAGCUUCUUACUGAAGGCCCCCUGUUUGCUUUCUGUAUAUAGCUAAUGAAGUGAUCAGGGUAUCACAGCAUAUUCUUUCUUUACAGGAGGCAUAGUAAAACUAGAAUGUCUGCUCACACCUUGCAUGCUGAUACACCCAAACAGGUUAGUCUUGAUAUUAACCUGUUUUGAAUUAUCAGAAAGAUUAUGAAACUCAGCCUUUUCAUACUAAAGCAUGAAUGACGUCUGCAUUUAAAAUUAUAUAUAUAUUUUCAAUCAUUGCUCUGUUCAGCCUUGUCCAAUUCUGGUAGUAAUGUUAAAUAUGUGUGUACUGUUGAAUCAACUUCGGAGUUUUUCAGCUUGUACAGGAAAACAAUUUUUCCUGAGUGUUUGCCCGGGGAAUUUUUAGCUUUUUUCUUUUGAAUGGCAGAGCUCCGUGCCACAUCGCAAACUGCAUAUAAAACCUACUUGCAAAGGAAAUUUGCUACAUGGAAUAUAGAUGGGUGGGUGGGGGCACCAUUCUAAAAGCAUGAAUCUUAUUUUGGGCACAUGGAACAGUGCAGUUCUUUGGAUCCAGAUCAAUAUUUGGUCCUAAAUAAUUCAUAUAUCUUUAUCAGCCAGGAGCUGUAGUUCAUUAUCAAUAUGAUUUACCAGUGUAUAGAAAAUAAAUCUCCAUACUGUUGCAAUAACAAAAACUUUUCUAUAGAUGCCAUUUCAGAGUGUCAAGAUUUCAUGCAUAAUUACUGUUACAGUUAACACAGUCAUAUAAUGAAUCAACUUUCUCUGGUCCCAAAUCCAGAAUUCUAAACCAACAUAGUGCUCUUAUGUAGACCUUAGGAGGAAGAGUUAUCUGUAAGAAAUCCAGGGCCAGUUUUCUCCAUUCAUCUGCUCCAAACAUUAUAUCUGGAAAGCAUCAUUAGUCAUACUAUGAAGAGUUCAUUCAUCCUCAAUUUAAUAUAAUAAAGAUACAUCACCUCACAAUAAUUCCCUCUGCCAUUUUAUAAAGACCAAACAGGGCCACUUCUACAUAAAAGAAUAAAGGAAUGAAUGCAAAACAGACAUGAAAAAUCUAGAGAAACCAGUGAGUGAUCAAUACAAUCUGCCCAUGUCUAAUAGUCACAUACUGCAUGUAUCCUUCCACCAUAUCUGAAGAAAUAGGCGUUCAAGGCUCAAGACUCAAUGAAAUGGUUACCUUUAAAAAGUUGGCACAAUAUGCUUUUUUCUAAAAUUAAUACAAAUCAUGGAUGACUGAACACUUGAGCCAGAUUUAAAAUGCCAUAGAUAGAGCAGAGGGCACCGAUUCACCCACCUUUGUCAUGUGGUAGUGUCUCUCACACUGAAAAUGGGCAAGGAUGAGUCCCACAGUCUUCACAGUCAAGUCAUCUCGGUAAAAUUCAUGAACUUGUAAACAUGUUUAUCUGUAAAUUCAAGUGGACAUGGUUAGAUGUAUCCUAAAACAGAUUGUCUAAUAGCUUCCUCUCUUGUUUUUCUCCUCAGAGUGCCUCAUUUACAGAUGGAUUAAGAACCUCUGGGCCUAAUGCAUGUACAUAUGCCUCCUUUCAUUCGGAUAAUGCGUUAGCCACAAACAUUGCCAGCUUGCCCACUUUCACAGAGAGCAAGCCUUUAUUUUUGGAGCCCAGAAUAUCCCAUACAAGGAGCUUGGCCGCGGAUGCAAAUAGUGGGACAUCAGAAGAAACUGGGAAGAAAGUGAUACAGCAGCCUGGAUCACCAGUACUCCAGUCAUUCCAAGGUGUUGGGCUUUGUAAAGUUGCAGAAAACUGCACCCCCACUUGUACUGAUGUUGAGAGUAGCUGUGGUUUAGGUGUAGCAGUAGAAGGUAGGAUUACUUGUAAAAAUGACAAUUACGUGGAUGACUUUACCACAGGUAUGGCCAUUGCUGCUAAACAGCAUCUGCCUCAAGGUAGGGGUGCCUCACUUGUAAAACUGGUUAGCUCCCAGCUUCAGGUUUCAGAAGAGUUCAUUGAUGAUGAUCCAGCAGAAAUGUCCUUUUUUGCUGGAGGUUCUGAAGCAUUUUCCUAUUUGUAUGAUGGUUUAGAUUUGCAGGAGUCAGAUCUAACUAAUUGUCUCUCAGAGUCACCUGCUUUAACUAAAGAAAUUCUGCAAAGAAAUAUGAUGUCUUCUCAGUCAAGUCCUGAUAGGUGCUCCAUAGAAGCAGUAGAUAUGAACAUGGACCAUGAGUUUGAAUUUGAAGGAGAGAGUGAUUUUAAUGGGAAUGAACAGCCUUCAGAUACCUCGGAAUUAUUUGAAGUUAAAGCUCAGGCAAGCAGAAUGCAAAGUCUUCUGAGCCCUUCUGAAACUAGUUCAUUAAUUAACAACCGUUCUGAAAGUAGUUCUCUCAACAAUUUGACACUAAAUGGUAUGCCAUUUUUGCACACUUAUAGCUCUGCUAAUCACUCUGAAGCUAGUUCAAUGGUGAAUUUUCCAGCAUAUUCAGUUCGCUCUGAGUCAAGUUCAGCUUUUCAGUUCACUGACAUUAUUGACCAGUUGGAACAGCUGAGCUAUCCACCUACCACUACAGAAGACUCUAGUAGCACUGAUGACUCAUGGGAUUCAGAAACUGCAGCCCCAUUAGACAUAAACCUCUUUUUCAACAACCCCUUUGCUGAGGCUACUAGAGAGAAUUUCACUCUUGAUUUUCAGAAUAAUCUUAAGAAUCUCACCCAGGAAGAUAAAACAGAAGACACACACACAAGCCAUUAAUAUUUUGGUUGAUACUACGUAAAUUUAUGCUUUCAGGAAUCUGGUUUUGAAAGAGAAAAGAUAAUGUAGAUUGUUUCUGACCUGGUUCAUUCUAGUGAUUGGAUUUCAAAUUUAUGUCCUUUUUAAAAAUCCUUAUCCCAAUUUUUCUCAAGCCAUCAUAAAUUAGUUGCUACUUUGAAGUGUAGAUGUCAGUGGUGCAGACUAGCCAUUAUAAUUUUUCUAAUGUAUUGUACUAUGCAUUUUUUAUCACCCAGCAAUUGUUUAAACCAUCUGUGGUGAAGGUCACUGCAUCACUGAAUUUUGAACUUAGGUACACUUUGCAAAUAACAGACCCUCUACAAAGCAUCGCUGCUGAUGAGCAGUAAAUGUCUUGAAAGGCCAUUGGCAUAUUUUGUGCUUCCCUGUUGGUGCUUUGUUAGAAUUUUAACACAUUACUCUGCAGAAACAAGCCUAUAACAUGGAUAGGGAACCUGUGGUCCUCCAUAUGCAGUUGGACUACAAAUCACAUCAUGCAUGGCUAUUGGCCUUGGGAAAUAGAGUGGAACAGCAUCUGGAAGGCCACAGAUUCCUCACCCCUGCUGUAACUUAAUUGAAUCAAUAUGAAAGGUUUGCUUGAGCUUUUAUUUGAAGAUGGUACUACUUCAAGGAAAUGAUCUUAUUAUUGUUAGACUAUGAAUAUACAAGUGGUAUUGAAAGACUAUAUUAUGGCAGUAAGAGAGUUGGCAAACCUGGUUCUCUCAGGUCUCCUGAUAGACACUGAAGAAUGUAUUUAAGUUGCAAAGCAGGAAAGCAAACCUUGUACAGGAAAUAAACUAAAAUACUGUUAGGGCUGUGUCUGAAAGGAUUAUAUCUUGAGUUAAUUAAAUAGGCUUGUGUAUCUUUCCAUUAUAAUUUCCUAAUUAUGCCUGUGUGAAAGGGAAGAUUGUGCAAUAUAUGAACUUCACCAGAUUUUCGGUGGUGGUGGUGGAGAACCAGGCACAUCUGGUUUGUAUACUCUGUGAUAAUUGUGUUUUCACUGUGGAUUUCCUAUCAUACUUUAAAAAACCACUUUCAUAAUCCUCCUGACCAAAUUCUUAUUAGACUGAUUUUAUCAGUGUGCAGCUCAGCAUAAUGGAGCGAUUGCCUUCGGGCUGCCAAUUAGUUUGCUUUUUGUUCUGAAAGAUUCACUUUCACUAGUAGUUUAUCAUACCUGUAGUGAUAUGCUCCAUGUGCCUGAAAUUGUUAAAUCAGCAAGAAUUUAUACUAGUUGUGGUAGUAGCACAUUAAAUAAUACAUACAGUAAACCUGCAACUUAACCCGGGGGUUACGUUCCAAGGAUCGCGCCUGAAGCCAAAUCACAUAAAGGCAAAACACACUGGGUUCAAAUCCGGGUGGGAUUCAAAUGUGGGUUCAAUUGCCAAAGUCUUUUCCCCAGGACAUCCCUUCCAUUUUUAAAAAAGUGUUGUUGUUGUUUUGGCCAAACACAUAAAGCUGGAUGUGCACAAGUUGCUGGCUUACUGUACCAUGGAAUGCAAUUUUAGAUUUUUUAAAAAAUCAGACAUCUCUGCCCCUCUACUUUUUCAGAGAAGUACCAGGACUCUGUAGGGCCAGGUUGUGCUUCAUGUGGGUAUGUGGAGAAUAUCUGCAAAUAUUCUAUAUUUAACUUUGAUUUUAAGUAUUGCUUUGCUUAUUCUGAAGCUAUGUCGGUGAUGCCAUAAAGUUAUAUUACUAGAUUAAAGGGUUUUUUCCCCACUUUUGCCAACCAUAAUUCAGAUAGGACUUUGCUUAAUUAAGAUUUUAAAGUUAAGAAUACAUGCACCUUUGCUAAUACAGGCUAGGAGUUCUAAAAUUAGAUAUUGGUCAUGAUCAAUGACUGGUGGUACAUGCUGAGAUUGUACAAAUAACUUCGGUUAGUAAAUGGUAAUGAGAGGUAAUUGUAUUUCUUCUCAGAAACAAAUCUAUGGCAAUCCACUUCUGAACUCGUGGCACAGUACAGCUAAUUUCCUGUUAAAGCUUCCUAUUGAAUAGAUCAGUUCAGUUACUAAAAUCAAACAACCUUUUCUUUUCCAUUUGGAGCAUUGCACAACACCCAUAUUUUAUUCAAAACCAUCAUAAUUAAUUACAAGAUUGGUCAAAUGCAGGUGCAUUUUCUAGAUGUGCCUGUUAACUUCCCCAGAGGCUUUUCUAGUAGCUGUUGUUCUUAAAUAUGUUGCAUGUUUUGAAAUUAAGUAAAAUAUUCAGGAUUUGUUUGGAUUCCAUGCCCUUCUGUUUUGUAAGUACUUGUAGGGUACUUCCCUAUGAACAUCUAACAUUUUUUAAAAAAAUAGUAUUUUUUAACAUCAUAGUUUUCCUGUUUUAAACACAUUAAAUUGCCUUCAUUCCCAAUAUGAGAUUGUUCCUGAACUCUCAAACUUUUUAGGUAAGUCUGAACCUGUUAUUUAUUCUUAGUGAAAUAUAGUUAAAAAUAAAUUUCACAAUACCAUACUCAGCUUCUGUUUAUCUCCAAGCUGUGAAGUUAUGGACUGACAAGGUUAUGUUGAUUGAAGUUGGGACUGAUAUGCAUAGCAGAAAAGAAAUGUGUUGGAUCAGCUGGUUAGUUUCCAGUGGUGUGGUGCUUUUUUUAAAGAAUUCAGAAUGUGGACAAUGGAGGGCUGAUCUAGAAGUUGUAAGGAACCAGAGAUUUGCUCUGCCUCUUGACUGCAGACCUCACGGAAGACCUUGGGCUUUGUGUGUAGAAAGAUUUCCCUUUUUAUUAUACUCCAUGGGGAGACCUGUUUUGUUCAGUAUUAAACCAUCUAUGCUACAGAAGAUGAACAUUUUUGUUCACCCUAGUCAUAUCUUGUGAUAUUGUUAAUUUUGCUAGUUUUAUUAUUAUUUUUACUGUUCUGCUCAUUUCCCACUUCUCUUAGUACAAACCUAGUUGUUGGUAGAAAAACUUGCCUAGAAUUCCAGUUUUUAAAAUAAAUGUGCAUGUGUGUUGCAGAUUAUAGUAAGUAGCAGCUGAUUGCCUCGGGGUCAACAGGCAGGUGGGGAGCAAAUUCGCAAAGUGAAUGUUCCUCUGACAUUAAGAUACAUUAGGGGAAAUAAAAAAUCUGUACAUAAUAGGUAGCUUUUUUCAUAGUUGCAGAAGCAUCCAUGCAAGUGAGUUUGCUCCAUUGUACACUGAUAAAGUAUUUGACUGCACUUUAUGGUACAUGGGUAUGUAGCAUUAAAUACUUCAGAUUUUAAUCAGAUAUACUCAAAGCAUUCUUUACUGACAUUAUUAUAGGUUUAUAAUCAUUCUGCAUUUAAACAUAUUUAUUUUGACCCAAUUAAAAAUAAAGGAUGAGUUGAUUGAUGGAAUACGGUUGAAUGCUGUAGCUUGACAAACAUAUACAGUUAAGCUUUGGCAGAACUGUCCACACAUAAUUUAUAAUGUUGUAUCAGUUGUAGAAUUAAGUAUAUAAUUUGCUAUUAAAGCAAUUUCUUGUUCUAAUAAUUAUUUACCACUUGACUUGAGUAGUGACAUGCUUAUUUUGCAAUCUGGUUCACUUUUAAAUUCAGUUUACUAACCUUAAAAGAUUAAUGAAAUUCCUAUCAGAUAUAUUCUUAUGGAUGGUAUGUGUGUUAAGCCUUUAGAAGAGCAUUAAUUAAAAACCUGUUGGUAAUUCAUUCCCAUUAUUGUCAUUUUGCCGAGUCUUAAGCUUUCAGGUAUUACAUGCAAUAGUUAGGCUUUCAUUGCAAAUGUCUCAGUACUGAUUCUCACAAUGGUCACUUAUCUUUAAUAUUCAACUCCCCACCCAAUUAAUGCAGUAUAUAUACUUGUAUGCACAUGCAGAAUAAAUUAAUAUUGUGAAUUUUUUGCAGCUCUUCACGCGUAACUUCAGCUCCAGCUAAAUAUUUUACUCCUUGUUUGUGAAAUUUUAGGGGGUUCAUCCACUCAAUGAAGAAUUUGAUUUUCAAUGGUUCAUCAGUGCUUAAAAUUGGUAUGAGUGAGAUCAUAAGAAACCGUUUGGCAUAUUUAGGGCAAGUCAUAGCUUUAGUAUGUGGAGCACAUAAAAAUACAGACUCUCUGUAUUGGCAACUGACUGCAAAGGUUCAGAACAUACUGGACAUACAUAUAGUAAAGCUUUAUGCUUCAAAUGAUUUGUGCCUUAGUAUGAUCCGUUUCUUAGUACAAUUGAUACAUAUUCAGGAAAAAAUACAUUUAUUGGACUGGAAAUUCUUACUACAACUUUUUGAUCAUGAUCAUUUUAUACUCCAGAUGUUUGUUUUAUACUUUUUGUUUUCUGUUGAAAUUAUUGAUGAUAUAUCUACAAAUUUGUACUAAUUUGAAAUUGUUUAUGCAAUAAAAUGAGGAAGUCUUUGAUAUGAAUGAUAAAUUUGCUUUUACCUUUCAUUAACGGUUUUGUUUUUAAAAAAGGCUUACUAUUUUAUUUUGUAAGGCUGACUUACUUUAGAAGUGUAGUAGCUCUUUAUAAUGCAACAAUUUAUUCUGGAAUACAAAAGCGAAUUUAUCUUGAACCAUUUUUACUCUGUUCUUUCUUUAAAAGAAGCUGGCCAUGAUCAUAAGUUGUUGUUUUAGUCUUACAUAUUCUAUGAAAAUCUAUAGUAUAAAUUAUAUACACAAACACAAGUAAAAAUCUACUUAGCUUGUUUCAGGCAGAUUAGUCCGAGAAGCUCACCAACAUUUAACUUGCGGGAUUGGCCACGAAAUAUCUAAGUAGCCUAUGCAGAUUAAGGAGUUCUACAUACCCAGAUAUUUUAUGGUCUCUCUUGUUUAAAGCUGCUCUUUCAUUCUCCAUACUUGAUUAGCAUUUUUGUUUGAAAAUAUUGCUUUAAUUUGCACAGUGAACUACAUACAGCUGGACCCCUUACGUACAAGAAACCACCUGGGAUUUGGGAUCAAAAAUCCUCAAAACUUGCUAUAAAAAAGUAUUUCUUCAACAAUUUUGACAUUUUCAUAUCUUUCUCAUUUCUUUGUUUUACAACGCAGGCUGUAACACUUUAGUACUAUUCUACAGACAGAAAGUUCCUACCACACACAUUCAAGUGCCCUGUGUCCCGCUAUUUAGUACUUGAUAGUCAAGCACUGUUGGCACUCGGUUGUGAGCUCAGCACAUUCCCAGUUGGCUGAAAUUUUGACACCAGUAUUAACAUUUCCCUCUUUCCUAGCAAUAUUGAUAUCUUCAAAUAGCCAAUCAAUUUUUCCUCUGUGCUGGUGUCACUGAGGGCAGAUUACAAUAAUUCAUAAUACGGGUAAUGCCUACUUGUAGGGGUUGGGGCACCUGCUUUCCUCCAGAAAUUGUAGGAGUUAGAGCUCCCAUCAUGGCCAAUGACCAAGGUUGAUGGAAAUUUUAUUCCCACAACAUCCGGAGGGCCACAAGUUCCCCACCACUGGUUAUUCGGAGGCACUGGCCCUCAGUUUGAAUUAGCAUUGUUUUCCAUCAGUGAUUCCCAAGCCAAAUAUAGCUACCAGUUUUGUAGUUGAAGAGGAUCAUUUUUCUAACAGUUCAAAUUUAAGUAAAAUGCAUCCUGAUGUAGGAAACAGUAUAUUGACACAGUGGUAGAACUUCUUAUUUAAAUAGUGCUUACUAUACUACCUGGAAAUAUGAUUCCUCAGAAGGUUAAUCCUUAGGAGUAAAGCUGAUGCACUGGUGCAACUGUGCUGUAAUGGCAAUCGUAUUAUCAAGGGCCCUUUUAUUUUCAGACACAGAAUGUAAAAGAGGUUCAUCAUAUUUUGGGAAAGGAAAUACACCCUACCUUCUCAUUACAAUCUUAAGUUCCAUUUUAAAAUGCUAUUUGGGAGUGUUAAUAACCUCUUUGAGAGUAUCUAUGUGUGCUUUUGGUAUCGUGCUAUGGAACCAUACAGAGAAUUGUGUUCUGUAAAUAUGAAUGCACAGAACCAGUUCUUUAACUACCAUUGCAGGUAAGUAAAAUAUGCAUCUUAGAACACAUGGCAUGGGUAAAAAUGCUAUUUCAGUUUACUAGUGUGCAAACACUUCAUGAGCAUAUACUGCUUAGGGGUGAGAGCAGAAGAUGUUACAAUUCCUCUUUUUUCUUUUUUUCUUUUUUGCUAAAGACAGCAAGAUCUGGGAGUUUCCUUACUUGGUAUCUGUGUUGCACUUGCAGAUAUGCUAUUUACUUUUGUCUCUGUGCAACCAUGAAUUCCUUCUUUUGUACUUGUCUAUACCUGUAGCAGUUAUAGAAAAGGAAGACAUGAGGCAAAGAAUGAAUUGCUUUUCUUUAAAGGCCUCAGCCUCUUAUAGGAAGGGGCUACGACAUCAAGGUUUAUUUACAGCUUGAAGUAGUAAAUUCUGUUCUUACAAUAGGGUCAUGGAGAGGAAGAAUAAUGGCAAUGAGUCUUUUUCAAUGGGGUAUUCUGUUUUAGAGGGGUUAUAGAAUCCUAUUUUGAUUACUCAUGUCAAAAGGUUGAACAGCUUGUAGAAAAUAGAUUUCUGUUCAAAAUAGUGCAAGAAACAUGUUCUAAAAAUCAGACUCUUCGGAUAUUCAGGAGACAUUUUUUCAUAUCUGCAAUUUUUGGGGGUUUUUUUAAUGGUAUUAAACCGUGUGUGGGAUUGGAAUGCUAGCCUGUUGUAUUUUUUGAGAAGCUGUCACAUUUCUUUUUGAAAGAAAAUAUUGUAUAUAUACAAUAGACAGCUACCCAACCCUCAGUUUUCAGAGGCAAGUAAAGACUGGGUGCAUCAUUUAUGGAGCCAUGGUGUAAGCACAUUGGGGACUUGCUCGGUUUUCAGAAGUCGUUUUGAAUAAAUCACAAAUCUACUUUUGCUAAGUUGUGCACUCUUUGAAGGUUCUAGCCUUCAUUCAUUCACAUAAGUAGGAUCAGGUCUGAAACUAUUGUGAAAUCUUAUCCAUAGUGUCUGCUGCCAUUUUAUUUCAUGCAUACUAAUAUCAGCUAAGUGUAUAGCGUCUUUUUAAAAACAAAGCCUGGCUUACUGUAACUUGUAAUGUGUUUAUACAACUUGUCAAUGCAUCAGUGUCCAACAGAAAGGCUGAUGGCUACAAACCUUUUGUAGAAGUCAUACUUUUAAUAUACAUAAAUAAGAGUUUGAGGAGUUUAACAUCUGAUUGCUGUAGAAUGAGGGGUGGAAGUACAAAUGGAUUUUUAUGCAUUAUUGUGACCUGUACUAAUGUAUGUAUUAAUAAAUGUAGAAUGUAAAUUGUCUGCAGUACUACUGAAACUCACCUGCUUUCAAGAAAAUCAGUUUACUUAGCAGUAGUUUGACUUCUAAUUUUUCAAAUUAGGAGAUGCUUGUUGGAUGUAGAUUUUCAAAAGACACGACACUUGAGGACACCUCCCCCCCCUUUAACUGCUGUUAAAUUGAAGGUGUUGUGCAUUGCAUUAGCUUCUCUACCGCUUUAGUCCCACUUCUGUGACAUGAUUUGCAUUCAUCUAAAAUUAAACAAACCUGCAGCUGAAAAACUACAUAAAACUACUGCUUCAAAGCACAAACCUCUCUGGAAACACAGAAGUUGGAUUCAGUGGCAAAGGAAGUGCAGUUUUACACAUGGUCAGACAGGCUCAUCUACAGGCACACACAAAAGGCACCACUAAUUAUAAGGCAAAAGACUUGCUUCUAAAGUUCCUUAUGUGCUUUUCAUAUCCACAACUUUCACUCACACUCUAAACACACAUUUCCCCUCUUUGUGAAAUGAUACUAUCAAAAGUAGAUGCAGCAUCCCUUCUAAAUAACCAGUCAGUUGUCAGGCAGGCUCCAAAAUUGUCUGUUGACUCCCAUGUAUAAUGGAAGGCCUUUUAAUAGUCACUGACUAUAAAAAUCAUGCUGAUUUGCAUUGUUUCAAAACCACUCCCAUCUUUAAUCUCACCCCACCCCACUCCCAUGAUUCUCUUCAAUUCUUUUGCUUCCUGCAGAAGAUGAGAGGUGGGGCAAAAGCAGUUCAUCUUUAGAAAAUAAAAUAAAAUAAAAAAGAAAAGAAAAGCUGUAGCAGUAUUCCUUUAUCAUAUACCUGUUAAAAUGCAAUGCUGCUAAUGGGCAAUGUGAGACACUGGCAGAGCUUUCUUUACUUAGUGUGUUUUAAGGAAAGAUUUCACCCCCACUGUUGUUUCUACAAUUGUGGUCAUAAUGUACUGGAUGCCAUCUGCUCACAAUCUCAUACACACAUUGAAAAGGAUAUUAGCCUUGAAACUGAGCAGCAUUUUCAAAUAGAGUUUUUUUAAGAGAGAGAGAGAGAGAGAGAGAGAGAGAGAGAGAGAAAGAAAAAGAAAGAAAGACAUUAAAGAGGAGCGGUUUCUGUUGGAAAGGAAAUGAAAUACUAAAGACUCUGGGGGAAGUCCAAGCUGCUUCUUGCUUGUAUUUGACUUGUACGUUCAAGCAGAUUUCCCGUAAACUGCUUUCCCAGCAAGGAACAAAUGCCAACAAAUACGCUGGAUCUUACAGAUACGAUACUAAAAGUCAGGAGGAGGAGCAGGGGACUGCAUGAGCUGAUACAAUACACAGUAGACUGGCCAAAGAAUGUUAAUAGUUAACUUCCCUGAUACUCUGAAUCUCUUCCAGGUGACCUAAGUGUAACACUGUUUAGCUUCCUGAGUUAACCAGUGGGAAUGCAUGCACUUAAACUUCCUCUCCUUUUCGUAAUGCCUCCCCUUUCUUUUGGCAUUCAUUACUUUUAAAAGGCUUUGCUUCCUGAGUCAAACGAGAGAGCAGUCGGUUCCUUUCAGUAGUGUAGCACUGUAGCAGAAGCCUUGCAGCUGGCUGCCCUCCAAUUUCUUAAUCCCGCUUCAAAUAAGUGUUGAAAAGUAUUACGUGCCUGUUUAUUACUGGGCCUUAAUAUCGCUUUGAGUGGAUACUUUGGGACAGUUCAGUGAAGCUUUUUUUUUGCUGUUUACAGUGGAAUCAUGAAUAAAUGUUGGCCAGAGCACAAAGCUUCAUGCUGUCUUUCUGAGGCUGCACAGAAUGGAAUUUGGAGUGGGAGUGGCAGACAUAUCUGGGGCAGCACUUACUGGUGUCAGCGUAGGAGCCCUCUCUGGCAUUACCCUGUCCAAAACAGUUUUAGCAUUGGAAUAAUAAUGAUAAUAUAUAUUAAUUAUAACAUGGAAAAUGUCAGCCAUAAUUCAAAUGCAAGAAACUUUCAUAAUGCAUAAGUAGAGAAGCUGUUUUGCUUUGAAAGUGAGGGACAAUGGGAUGAACAGCCUAAUUUCAACGUUUUGUGCUCUAGGUAGCAAAUUGCAAUGCUAGGGCUCCAUAAUGCUUAACAUUGCAAUUCGGAUCUGUGCCAUUUAGUUCCCAUUUCGUGCAAAGCUCCUGUGCUGGACUAGAUGGGCCUUCAGCCUGAUCCAGCCUGAUUUUCUUACAUGAUACUGAUCAUGGAAUUUGCUUGCAUUAAAAUUCAGAUACCUUCUCUGUAGAGAACAGCAUUUUGUGAAAUAGCUUGCUUGCUCUAAAGAAAAGCUGCAAGAAAUGGAAAAUUUACUCUAGCUUGGUAAUUGUCACAAUGCUAAAACAUUGUUUUGAUAAGCUUCUUUUUCAUUCCUUGCUACAUAACAAUUACGUUGUGCCGCGGCUGUCCAGACACACCCUCAAACAUUACUUGACAAAUGAAAUAACUUAUCUCCACCCAGUUAGUGAUGCAGCGUGGUUUAAAGACUGUAGAGGAAGCUGUAUUUAGUAUGGGCAGUUAUUUAAAAGCUGCUAUGUGGUUACAAAGUCAGGAAGGGCAUGCAAUCUGCAUUCUCCCUAUUUCUAGUUUCAUAUUUCCUAUCCAUACAUACACAGUUUCUGAAAUCAAAUGUAUGCUGAAAACAUGGAGUUUUCCCAUUUUUGUUCUCCUGCUUUCCAUUCCCUGUUUUUCAGGGCUAUUGUGUCUCUUGUGAUCUAUUUGCAGAAAGUACUAAGAACUCUAACUCUCCAAGAGGAAUAUGUUGAAGCAGCAUAUUGUGGUCUUGAUCUGUUUAGCCAUAGCAGAAGAAAUGGGAUUGUUGGUGUUGUAGGUUGCUUUUGUUCAAAAGUCUAAAUUCUUAGCUAAUUCCAGUUUGACCUCCAGGAAAUUGUACCUAACAUUUUCAAAGACUGCUUUAAAAUAUUUGUGGCCUCAUUUUUUAAAAAAUUUUUUAAGCAAACCAGGGGAGACAACUACUUGCAAGUGUUAUGUCGAUUUGGUGAUGUGCCUGGUGGUAUUUUGUUGAAGCAAAACCAAUUCUUAACCUCUUUCUCCUCCCCACUUCCUUCCUAAUGUGAUACUUAGGUCCUCAGCUGUCUUCCUUUGUAAUGAAGAGUCCAAUGACUCUGAACCCGUCGUUUCAUGUGAAUAUGAACACACCUGGCCAGGGCUCAUCUCCUCUUUUGAGUCCUGUCCUGAGCGAUGUUGGUGGUGCCAGGAUAGAAGAAGAGGAUGAGGCAAGGCGUAAGGUAAGGCAAGGACAAGGAGGGUGAUUUGUGUUUGUUUGUUUCAUGAGCCUCUGCUUCAAUUUCUGAUUUCUUUGUUGGGGCUUAUUCACAUUUACCUUUCCUCUACUCUUUCCACACACAGUCCAUGGUUUAAACUUCUGUGUCCAAGUUGCCGCCCUCCCCCCCUUUUGUUUUUGCUCUACAGCUUUCCCUGCAAAAACCCACUCUUUAAAUUUCAAUCAGAGGAAACACAAUCCACAGAAAACUUUGAAGAGCAGGUUUUCACAGGGAAAGCUUGGGGCAAAACAAAACAAAAUAAACCACUUGGACACAGAGCGUUAAAGUGCGGACCUCUGCAUAGAAGGAGCAUGGCAAAAGUUAAGCGUACAUAAGCCCUAAGAUAUUAGCAAUGUGCAAAUCUGCCAGUGCUAUACUAUCGUACUGACUUGUGUACUAUUAAACUUCCCACGCAAUGGUUUUUCUUGACCUAUGUUAAAAUAAAUACACGGCACUUUGCUACUAUAAAACUGCUAGAAGGAACAAGCCUUUUUUCCAGCUGUUUCAAAGUGAGAUAUGAAUUAAAUGCUUUUCUUUACCUCAAGAGCACCAUUUUUGUCCUUUCUGUUUGUGGGGAAUAGUUGUACUGUAAAACAUUAGAGACAGUUAUAGAAAGUACAUUAAUUCCAACUCUCUGAGUGCUUUUCUGCAGUCUAAUAAUCCACUAUUUCUUGUCAAAAACAGAUCCUUCUCUUUAACACAUUUUUCAGGUGGGAAUGAGCUGGUUUUGUUAUUUAGCAAGCUCAGCUCAACCCAUAGACAAUUUAUCUCAUUUAACAACCGUAUUGAUUACUGCUGGUGAAUCAUGCUGGUGAAUCAAUCUUGGUGAACGUGAAAUUAACUAGAACGAAAGGCAAAACCCUUAUUUUGCACGUCUAAGCAGGAGUGAAAUUAACCAUACAAUUAGGAGUUCUGUCUUCCCACUGCAAAAAUAAUGAAAUUUUUGCAACUUUGUAUCUUACACUUAGAAGAAUUUGGGAAAGUUUGGGGUUGGGCAUUUUUGUGUUUGGCGUAUGUUCCAUAAUCUUAAUCUAGGACUUUUUCUAUUGAAAAUAAUACAGUAAACCUCAAGGUUGUGGUUUGAUGCCUUAUCUGAGGUUAGAUGAGGUAUAUUAAAAAGCAGAUUUGUGGCUUCCUGUACCCAUGUUUCUGUUUCCAUCAGGCUCAAUGUGACAAAGAGGUUGAAGCUUUUCAAUGCAGUGUAUCUCUGUCCAGACACAUACAGCCUAGAGGAUCAGUGCUGUCAUUGUUGUUUCAAGCGUUGUUGUUUCAAGUGUGUUUCAAGCAACUAACUCUAGAUCAGGAUCAGGGUGUGGCUUAAUGAAACUCAUAUUCACAUCUCGGGUUCAGGAUUCCCACUGCCUCACCUGAAGAAUACAUUUGGUAUAGUUGAUUCAAAUAUUUCUUUAAAAAGCCACACACUUCAAAACCAUUUAGAGCAGGAGGCUUUGGUUUUGGCCCUCCUUUUAUAGUGGCACAUCUGGAUGGUCAAAGGAGUCUUAUUAUAUAGCUCAACCAAGGUUUCUUAAUAAGAAACAUUUUCUGUUUCAUUUAUUUGGGAUUUGCUUUUAUCUUUCAGAGGUACCCAGCAGACAAAGCCUAUUUCAUUGCAAAAGAAAUUCUUGCAACUGAACGAACUUAUUUAAAAGACUUGGAAGUCCUUACUGUAGUAAGUGAUUUAAACCCACUUUUCCCUAAAAAGAGUUGUUUUAAUAGUUGUAUGUGUAAAUUGUGAAUUGUGUAUUAUUGCAGUCCCUUAGCCUCAGGGUAAAAUUGGUUAUAAACUGGAAUUUCCCAGAUGGAAUAUUUGCAAAACGUCUCUUGUGCAUCUUGUUUAGAGUAUGUGUCUGCUGCCAAAGGACUUGUUUGAUAUUGUUGAAAUUUGUUUGCAUGUUGUUGUUUUUCUGGGUUCUUUGAUACUUUUUACAUUGCUGAUACCAAGAACAGGAAGCCAAACAUCUGCUUCUUAUUUAUCUCUCCUCUGCAGUGGUUCCGCAGUGCAGUUGUCAAGGAAAAUGCCAUGCCUGAAAGUCUCAUGACCUUGCUGUUCUCAAACAUAGACCCCAUCUAUGAAUUUCACAGAGGUUUUCUGAAAGAACUUGAACAGCGGCUAGCACUAUGGUAAGUGUUAACAGCAUUGUGAAGGCAAACACUUGAAUCUGAUCAAAAAGAGUAGAAAUAUGGUUUCUUUGUUUUAAAUUUUCAGGUCUGGCAUGCCUAUUUUUGCAAAAUACAUAUAAACUUCAGAGAGGUUUAGUUGAUAGCAUACAGUGUUAACCCUUUUCUUCUGUUUUUAAAAUGAUUAUUUGAUUAUUGAGACUCCAAUUUGAGCUACAAAUUGAAACAGGAAACAUGGUUAGUUUGCUGAGAAAUGAAUGGAAACAGUUUUGGAACUCUUUUAUAGUUAUUGUUAGUAUGCUUUAGUUUCUAGAAAACAGUUCCUACUGGAAAAUAAUUGUAAGAUUCAAUUUCCCAAGAGCAGUAGCACAAUCUUCUCACACUCUCAUUGCAGGGAGGGACGUUCCAACGCUCCCACGAAAGGAGAUUAUCAACGGAUUGGUGAUGUCUUGCUGAAAAAUAUGCAUAUGCUAAAGGUAGGGAAAUAACUCCCAAGAAUCUGUGUGUUCCUUCAUGUUCAGUGGGCUGAUUAAUAUAUAACAUUAAAUCAUUGUUUAGCAAUGUGUACUCAAGGAAGGAGCCAAGGCGAAAUUCUUCCAUGCGCCUUCUAGCCUGCUGCUCCUGCAUGACUGGACUGAGGUCUUCAGCAGUGUUGACUUCCAUUUUCAUAGAAUCCUGAUUUGUUACCUAUGAGCCAGAUAUUGUGGUUUAAAACAAAUUCCAGUCUGUUUCAAAACAAGCUGCUUUCAAAUUCUGGGUCAUGAAAGUGUCUUGUUUAGGUAACACAGUUUGCUUUAAACCACAAGAUUUGGUUUGUGUGCAAUGACAGCCCAUGAUUAUGUGAAACUGAAAGUAAAUGCUUCCAGAGCCUUUACUUAUGGCCGCAUCUUUUGUGAUCCUACAGGAAUAUACCACCUACCUGAAGGAACAUGAUGAAGUCCUGUCAGAGUUAGAGAAAGCAACUAAGCGCAUAAAGAAACUGGAAAUGGUUUAUAAGGAGUUCGAACUCCAGAAGGUUUGUUACUUGCCACUCAACACUUUCCUGCUGAAACCCAUCCAGAGGUUAAUGCACUACAAGCUGAUCCUGGGGAGACUUUGCAAACACUACGUGCCAGAUCAUCGGGACUACACCGACUGCAGGAGUGAGUGAAAGAUCAGACAAAUAUCUGCAAUGCCAAUACUCAACACAUUCUGUAUUCUCAUUUUAUGUUGCUGAUUGACAGAAAUUCAGUUGUCUUGGUAGAAACAGUACAGUCGUAGCUUGGAUCCUGAAUGCUUUGUGAGUCGAAUGUUUUGGCUCCCAAAUGCCACAUACCUGGAAGUGAGUGUUCCCAGUUUGUGAACGUUCUUUGGAACCCAAACGUCUGAUGUGACUUCCGUGGGUUCUGAUUGGCUGCAAGAGCUUCUUGCAGCCAAUUGGAAGCUGCACCUUGGUAUCCGAAUGUUUUGGAAGUUGAAUGGACUUCCGGAAUGGAGUCCAUAUGACUUCCAAGGUACCACUGUAUUGCUACAAAACUAGUUCAUCUGGUUUCAGUUAUUUUUAACCUCUAGCCUAUGUCAACCUUUCCCAGGCAUAUAUGACAGUAGGUAAAGUCAAGUUCUUCUGCCAACCUAGCAGUUCAAAAGCACAUCAAAGUGCAAGUAGAUAAAUAGGUACCUCUCCGGCAGGAAGGUAAACGGCAUUUUCGUGUGCUGCUCUGGUUUGCCAGAAGCGUCUUAGUCAUGCUGGCCACAUGACCCAGAAGCUGUACACUGGCUCCCUCGGCCAGUAAAGCAAGAUGAGCGCCACAACCCCAGAGUCGGCCACGACUGGACCUAAUGGUCAGGGGUCCCUUUACCUUUAAAGUCAAGUUCAAGCCAUGACUUGAAACUUCUUUUGCAUCCUAGCUUGAAUUUAGGCUGUGGGUCUAAAGGAAGUGCAGUGCUACCUCAUGUUACAGACGCUUCAGGUUACAGACGCCUCAGGUUACAGACUCGGCUAACCCAGAAAUAGUACCUUCGGUUAAGAACUUUGCUUCCGGAUGAGAACAGAAAUAGCGUGGCGGCAGCGGGAGGCCCCAUUAGCUAAAGUGGUACCUCAGGUUAAGAACAGUUUCAGGUUAAGAACGGACCUCCAGAACGAAUUAUGUUCUUAACCCGAGGUACCACUGUAUUGGGACCAAACACUUUCCUUUUGAAGUUAAAUCACUUAAUUUUGUUUGUGUGUGUGUUUAAUAAAUAUCCUGUCCUUCAUCCCCAAGGACCUGGGCUGGCAAAUGUCAUGGUGAUGCCCAGUGUUGACUGGUGGGCAUCCCUACCCACCUGUUGGGGUGGGGGACUACCUAUUAUUUUGUUCUACUUUCUGUGAACAGUGUGACACUGAGCCAAGAACUGAGUCACACCAUCAUCUUACUUGCACUUAGUCAUGUGAACUGUCUCCAUUGGAAAAUACUGAGUCAUGUGAAUGCUGUGGGAAGUGUUAUCUUUGACUAUAGCAGUAGUUAAGUUGUGAACAUAAAAGUAUAAACUCAUCCUUAUUGGCUUUGCAUCAUACAUCUCCAUUUAAAAUACAAGUGAGAAGAGUAUCUGCCAUAGUUCUUAUAGGUGGGGCUGUUCAUUCUGCAGCUAUAAUAUACAGGGCAAAAUUGGAUAUCAUGGACAAGUGUGACAUUGGACCAGCUCAUUACUGUCAAACAUAAAUGUGUCAUUCACACAUGUGAAUGACACAUAUUCUGCCUCCUAGGACUUAUUGUGAAAUUGAGUACUAUAGCAAUUAAGAAUAAUGGAACAGUCUCAGCCUUAACCUUUGAAGAGUUGUUCUAGUGAAAGUUGUAAGCAAAGAAAUCUCCACAAAAGGCCCAGUACAUGAGUAAAACUGCCCACCAUGAGGAUCUCUGUAAAUAAUAAUAAUAAUAAUAAUAAUAAUAAUAAUAAUAAAUUAAAGACAGCUGAGAAAUGUGGGUUACAGUCUCAGAAGCCAAAAUAGAGUUAUUACACAUAUCUCCGUUACUAUCCCUGGGCUUAUAUACUGUGCUUGCUUCCAAAAUCUCUGUCUUCCAUUCCUUACUUUUCUACCAUCUUCUGCAAAAUAUAUUACUGCAUUUUGAACACCUGUUUCUUGGAUGUAAGGUAUAAUAAUUAUGAAAGUGCAACCAUGUUUGAUUUUGCAGAGUUUAUUUUGAGCACAAAAUUAGGUAAAAUGGAGUCUAAGUGGCUCUUUAUGGUUCUCACUGGGGAAGAAUGUAAGUGGAGCCUUGCAAGAUCAGAUCAGAGGCCUAUCUAGUCUAGCCUUCUGUCCCACAAUGACCAACCUAUAUAGAGCCCAUGAGAGGAAUUGAGUGCAGUAGGACUCUCUUGUUCCUCAGAAACUGGCAUUCAGCAGCAUACAGCCUCUGAUACUGCAGGAAAUACUGCCAUUGUGACUAGUAGCUGUUGAUACCAUAGCACUGCAAGGUUUGAGUAGGUCUGAUUAAAAUGGCAUGGUCGUGUAUGUUUAGGCUAGUCUGUCCACUUACCAAUCAUUUGGAGAUUUCUGUGAUUGCAUCUUCUCUUAAAUAAGUACAUGUAACGUUCCAUUUUUCCUUUUGGAAAAAAGCAAUGUUCAUACACUGCUUCAGUUUAGCCUGUACUUUUGUCCAUGCUUCUCUGAUUGGUUGGUUUGGAGUAGACCUUUUCUUUUGUAAUUCCCUUCUGCAGGUGCACUGAAAGAAAUCACAGAAAUUACAUCACAGCUUCAGAACAGUCUCAUCCGUUUGGAGAAUUUCCAGAAGCUAACAGAGUUACAGCACGACCUGCUUGGCAUUGAUAACCUUGUAGCUGCUGGCAGAGUAGGUAGUUCUUUCCAUAUUUUAAGACCCGUGUACUUCAAUUGUUUCUGACCUUUCUUCUUGCUUUCUUCCUUUAUGGGAUGAUGGCUUUAGAAGUUUUACUGGUUUAUUUCAGAACUAGGGAAAUCCAGUAUGUUAUUUCCAAAAAUAUAUCUCAGUAUUGAAACUCUCAUAAGUAACCAUUCAAAAAUUGUAUUUGCAUGUACUUACCGAGUUGUUUUUAAGGUUGGCAAAACAAUGUGAGAAAAGGCUUCUUUGAAGGGCCUUCAUUUCAGGGAUCACAGGCAUUGUUUCAGUUUUCCCAGUCCUUCAAUUAUUGCUGAUCCAAAGAGGUAACAGGGACCAGUGCAAGUAUGAUGCAUGCAUGGGUGUGCAGGCUCUCUUCAUGUAUUCAUUCAUCAUGGGCAAAUCCUAGGGAAAAUAGUACUUGCCUCUUAGACAUUUAGAGGACUCUUGGUUGUGUACCACAGCACUAUAAAGAGCUUUGGAAACUGGACAAACAUCCUCCCACUUACACAUGUUCUACUCGCGUGCGAUUGCAUAUAUGUGCAGUGCCAAAAAAUAGAUAAAUAGACUCAUAUAAAUGAAUAUAAAUAAAUAUAAAUAGACUCAAAUGGCGGGAGUCAGCUGGAGAGUUCUUGACGCUUGUAAAGAAACCCUCCCCGGAGCCCAAAGAGGACAUCAGAUAGCACAGAGGAAACCCUGAGGAGACCAGAGACACAGCAGGGCUUUGUGUAGGCUGCUCAGCCUCUCCGCCAAAUGGCUGAUACCUGGGGUAGCGCAGCAGCAGCCACGUUCCAGUGCAUCCUCCUACCUCCUGCCAGCCCCAGAGCUUAAACUCACAUCAAAGAGAGAAUUGUAUGGAGAGAGAGUGCGAGUGAGUGCUGGAGAAUUGGGGGGGGGGGGAGAGAUUUAGAGGCUUUUUAGAAGAUACUUUCCACUUUACGCAAAUUCACUUAUGCGCCCAGAGGCCCGGAACAUAACCCCUGCAUAAGUUGAGGAAUGCUUACAUUUUAUAAAUGGAAGAGGUGGUCACAUAAUUUGUGUUGAGCCUGGUCAUUCUUAGUUUUAAUAGAACACUAACUGAGUGGCCAAGUUGUGACAGCCUAGCUGUUUUAAAUAAGUAUGCUCUGGUGGCCUAGGUGCCUUUUGUAGCUUAGUGGCACAUUUCCAGCAGAGAACUGGAAGUGGUGCUGCUUGUAAUGAGGGAAAUAAUCAGAGCAGAGGUGACUAACCCACAGCCCAGAUCUGGCCAGCCAAUCCAUGGGAAGUGGCCAGAUUUAUAUCCUGGUGUGGUCAGGAGGCAAAGCAAGUCUGUCUCCUGCAAUCUUAGUGCUAAGUACCACCACACCAAGAAUAAAGACAAAGCCUUUGCCUGCUCGUUGUUCUUUAUGAGUAAAUGGCAGCAUUACCACGCACGCAUGCAUGCAUGCACACCCACACGCACACACUGAAGUGGGGAGAGAUGCUGUGUUUUUCUUUGCACAAACCAAUCUACGCAAAGUAACAGGCAGCCUGUGUGUGUGUGUGUGUGUGUGUGUGUGUGUGUGUGUAUGAUCUUAUGUGUGAGAGAGGGGGAAGAGUAUGGUGUGUGCCUGUAUGUCUGGCAUUGUGCUUACUGUAUGUGUCGUGGGUGGGGUCUGUAUGUUUAGUACAUGUAUAUACAUUGGCCAUGUCUACCACUGGCAUGUAGGCCUUGGAGAGGUGGGCGACUGUAAGAGAGUCCUCAGGCUGAAAACAGCCCCAACCCUGAAGUAGAGAGUGCUGCAUUUCACAGAAGAGCCAUCAAAUGUACUAAAGCUUUGUAUAUUUUUCCCCACAGGAAUUUAUCCGGGAAGGCUGCUUAUACAAGCUUACCAAAAAGGGUUUACAGCAAAGGAUGUUCUUUCUGGUGAGCUGAUGCUUUUGAUCAAGAUUUCGACUCGUAAUGAGGUUUCUGGAGCCCGUUCCCUUGUAGUAGUUUGAUUGGGAUUGGUCAAGACUUAAGUUUCGUGUACAUAUUCUGAGGAGUACGGCCUUGUUAUUUGAGCCUCGGUUGUUUCACAGCCAAAAUAUAAAGAAGCCUUUGUAUACAGCAUGGAACUUUUCAGGAAAUGUGAGGCAGUUGCAUAGGUGGGUCCUCAAACCCUGACUUUAUCCAGGCUCAGAUUCUUUGCCUCCUCAUGGGGCUGGAUCCUCAAGAGAUAGAUAGCAGAAUGGCCCUUGAUCAGUAACUGCUUGUCAUGAUGGAACAGCAGUGGCCUCUCCUUCCUUGGAGAUUUUAAAGCAAAGGUUGGAUGGCCAUCUGUCAUGGGUGCUUUAGCUGAGAUUCCUGCAUUGCAGGGGGUUGGACUAGAUGACCCUCAGAGUCCCUUCCAACUCCCAAUAUUCUUUUGAGUCUAUGAUGGCUGUGUACUUCAUCCAGUAUUGAAAGCAGAAUGCCUCUGAAUGCCAGUUGUUGGGUAACACAAGUGGGGGAGUGUUACUGUGCUCAUCUACUGCAUGUGGGCUCCCCAUGGGCAUCUGGUUGGCCUCUAAGAACAGUUUGCUGGAUGAGAUGCAUCUUUGAUCUCAUCCAGCAGGGUGGUUCUCAUAUUCUCAAUUUGCCGUGUGGGCAGCUAAUUUGUAUGUGCUCUUGUUCCUCAUCAGAUUUUGAUGUUGUCAGGAUCCAUUCCCAGGGGCUCCCAAAAGGAAAGAAAGUGGCUUCUGUUAGUUGGGCAGUCUCUUUGCUUGAUCCUAAUUAUGCACAGAAAACCCACAGGGUUUUUUUCCCUUGAGAGCCAGUGUGGUGUAGUGGUUAAGAGCGGUAGUCACGUAAUCUGGGGAACCGGGUUCGUGUCUCCGCUCCUCCACAUGCAGCUGCUGGGUGACCUUGGGCUAGUCACACUUCUCUGAAGUCUCUCAGCCCCACUCACCUCACAGAGUGUUUGUUGUGGGGGAGGAAGGGAAAGGAGAUUGUUAGCCGCUUUGAGACUCCUGAAGGGGAGUGAUAAAGCGGGAUAUCAAAUCCAAACUCUUCUUCUUCUUCUUCUUCCUUGGUGUUGAAGGACUCUUUGUAAUCAUGUAUGAACUGAAAACCAGUUGGUAAUAAUUUGUGCCCUAUAAUUACAAUGAGAAACUGUAAGCAUAGUGUAAUCCAGAUAUCUUGAGUGGAGAAAAGUUAAAUACUUUUAUAGAGAAUUAUAACAGACAGGUUUUGUUACUGUUAUGCUUUACUGUGAACCACUUGGAGCACAAUUUUAAGAGAAAACUUACAUUGGUUUGUAAAUUUAUUUGGUUUGCAAAUAAAGCUACAAAGGGGUUUAUCCAAUGGUUGUAUGUGUGGAGGGCAGCUUGCCAACAAAUUUUGCUAUUUUUCUCUUCCCUCUCUGUGGCCUCUGCAAAGGUUUGGGGAGCCCUCUGAGGAACUCAGGGGCUCCAGAGCAGGAGAAGAGAAAAAGACAAUAGUUGCUUGAGCUGCUUUCUACUUAUGCACUCUUUGGGUGUAACCCAAGGAUUGUGACAAAAUAUAGAAUUGCCUUUUUUCUUCGUACCUAAAUGAUUUUGUAACUUUUCCAUGCCUCAGUUUUCAGAUAUGUUGCUCUACACCAGCAAAGGAGUCACGGGUACCAAUCAAUUCAAGAUUCACGGUCAUCUCCCUCUGCACGGAAUGCUGGUGAGUGAUACAUCACACAGCAGUCAAACAUCAAAAUAAUAAAAUAUGUUUCAUGUUAACCUCGGCUUCCUCUUUAUACUGAACUUUUAAGGGACUCUUGCGAAACGCGCAAUUUUGGUUACUGUAGUUUUUCUCCAGUCAUUAGUAGACAGAGAUUUCUGGGUUAGAUUUAAGUAGUCAAAAGAACAAGCACUGCCAGUUUUUUGGCAUUGGAGUAGCUGGGAAGACGAGAAAACUCUUGAUUGUGCUUUUGCUAUUUUCAAGGCUAGCUGGAUGUGCUAAUUGGUGUUGCUUCCACACCAAAAUGCUACAUUCCCUCCCACUCCUUAAUGGAACUUUUUUUUUAUGUGUCUGUGUUUGAUUUUCAGCUGAUAGUCCUGGAUCCUCCGGUGAGUAAUAAGCCAGUGACUACUGUGCUUAGCAGCUUGCUGAAAUGACAGUGCAAUUGUAGGUGAUAGUUUUCCCAUUAGAAACAAAAUAGAAACGAAAUACUGUUAAUGUAGCUAGUUGCUGUUGUCACACCAUUUCUUUUAGUGUAGAUGUGUGUGCUGUUGCUCACUGAGUGAUGAAGAAAUUUCCUUUAUUGUAGGUGGAAGAGAGCGAAAACGAAUGGUCUGUCCCUCAUUGCUUUACCAUUUAUUCAGCUCAAAAAACCAUAGUAGUGGCAGCAAGGUAAGGAUUUUCUCAGUGCUCAAUUGUGAAAAAGAGUGUUAAAGCACUGGUAAAAGAGGCAUCUUUCAGUGUGUGUAUAUGCCACUAUACCCCAGGCUACGCAAUGUGAGAGACCACACUCUCCCUGAGUCAUUAUGCAGUCAUCUGUUGAGGCAAAACUUGAUUUCCCCAUGGAGUAGUGCUCCAAGCUUACAUUAAAGUGCAAUAGUAUGUUGUUUCCUCUCAUCUUUAUGAGACUUCAGAUUUCAGGAGGAAUAGAAAAAGAUUCAAACUGUGUUGUGGUUUUAUCAAACCUGAAUUUGUGUGGAAUUUAAAAUUGUUGAGGCAAGCUUCUGCAGUUGCCAGAAUGGUAACAUUGACUGCAAAUUUUGUUAUUUCAGUGGGAAUUUAUGGAAACAUGAAAUUGCUCUAAGUAUGGGUCAAGCAGUGCUUUUCUUGAACCAUAAAUCACAAACAGCAGCUGAGCUCUGAAAACGUGCUUAGCCAUCAUUCCUGUCUCUAUUUUUCAGCACUCGUCUGGAAAUGGGGAAGUGGAUGGAAGAUCUAAAUAUGGCAAUUGAAAUGGCCAAGAAAUUCACUGAGAAAUCAGAGAUGUUUCUAGAAAACUCAGUGUGCAAUCGUUCUAACAGUGAGUAGCUUUCAUGUCACUUGUGAUUAGUGAUUCUUGGUUAGUUGUGUGCUCUUCAGGCUUCUGAGAUGGAAAAUGGUAUAGAUUACGCAGCCUUCAGUCUUUUUCACUAAGUAACAUUCCAUACCCUCUCCGAUGCUCCAGAUAUUUCAGGCUUGGCAAAUAAGAACUUCCAGCUGUUAAAGCAAUAAUAAUGAAGUUUAUAGUGUGUAAUCUUUCCUUACCACCCUCUUACACAGGAAAGUAUUCAUUCUUUUAAACCACAGUUCACUUACCAAUCUGUGGAAGUCAUUGAAGUAAUAUCCUGUGUACUCCUGAAUGUCUCCUUAUCUAUGGAUCCGCCCCACCACUGGCCACUGAAACACACGGUGGCAUUCCUCAGGUGGAAAUUAUAUAUUUCCUAGGAAUCCUUCUAGGAAGCUUCUGAGCAAACUUUUCAAUAUUUUCCCUAUAUAACAGAAUGUGACUUUUUCCUAUGCAAUAACUUUGAUGUGUCCUAACCUUCAAGCUAUCGAUUAUGAAGGCCAUGGAUAUCAGAAGGAGAGUAACCCAUGCAUGCCAAUUCCUUUUGUGAGGGGAAGAUGCUAUUAUACGUCAGCAAUCCUUGCUGCUAUCACUACCCCUGUGCCCUCAGCCUGUUAAAUGUUUGCUCCCUUCUCCCCCCUCAGGAUCCUCAGAUGAGGUAUCUGUAGAACAGGAGUCCGAAGAGGACAUACAUUCUUCUCGUAGCUCCCUGGACAGGCAGAGCCACCACCGUGCCAAUACUACUAUGCAUGUAUGCUGGUACCGCAACACCAGUGUCUCCAUGACAGAUCACAGUGUGGCCGUCGAGGUACCCAGCAGCAGAGCACAUAUCACUAUCACUUUCACUUACCACUCUGUCUGUCUUGGUUGCUGGUUUCUCUGCACUGUAUACAUGUGUGCGGUUUUAACACCCCCUUCAUUUCCUUCAGUAACUUCAGUGGUCUUGUGUGAGAGAGCAAAUGAAUGAAUAACCACAAGACGUCUGAAGAUGUUCUUUGUAUGUGUGACUGCAUGUUUCCAUCAUGUUCUCAACAAGGGUGUGCUUUGGAGAAGAAAGAAGAUAAAAAGGGGGCUUUGAUAUAUCAACAGCUGCCAUUCACACUAAAAAGCUAAUGAAAGAAAUCAGCUUUGGGAUUAUGAAACCAAAAGUUUGUGAUCUUGCCCACUGAGAACCCUGUUUUAGGUAAAUUUGUUAAAUCUUUCUGACUUCUCCCCAAAGCACCAUGGCCCCUUGCACUGCGGAUCUUAGGACUUUUUUACUUUUUUCAUACUAUUUCUUUUAACAGACCUUUUCGUGUACUGCCCUUUCUUGUUCUAAAUCACCUUUUUCUUUCUUUUUCUCUUUGCCCUGCACCCUCUCUGCUCAGUUUUCUGCUCUCUUGCUGUUUCUCCAGAGCUUCCUCCUCGCUAUUUGCUGGGCCAGACUCAGCGGCCCAACACAAUCACCCACGUUUGCUGGUACCGGAACCAGAGUCUAUCCCUGUCUGAUUAUUUGUGUAUGAUUCAGGUAAAGCUGCUUCACUCACUCUCAGUAUUGAUAGGAUCUAUGAAGACGGUCAUUUUCUACUUGUACCAUCUCGUUAUAGCUCUCUUAAACACUGUUCUAAUGUGCAGAAACAAGGAUCUAAAAUAUUGGAAUGAGUGGUAAGACAUCCUUUAAGUCUCUUGCAGAAAUCAGCCAAAUUAAUCCCUUUAUUAAGAAGAACCCUGGAUACACAUUCCAUUGUUUUGAUGCAUUUCAUUUAUCUUGUAGAUUAGAUCACAGCAAGUUAGGUUCCUUCUCCCUCCAGUGGGGCUUACUCUUCACUUUACCAGCAUGUUAACUUAAAAGUGGCAUUGCUGCCAUGUGCUCUGCAGGGCUUUUUACUGUGUGCUUUCCCUCAACAUUUUCUGUCUUCUAGUUGUAUUGUCUCCUUAACUAAGAAUGCAAGCUCUGUGUGUUGCUUACUGGUUCUUAGCAUGUUGUAGAGGACAAAAAACGGGUCUUAAAUUCGCAGUUAACAUAGCACGGACAUGAAUCAGUUGCAUCCAUAAUUGUUCUACCCUUUCAGAGGAGGAAAUGCAGUACGCAGAGUUAUCACUGUGAAAAAGGGGUGUGUGCACAAAUGGACAUUACAUUAGUAGCUGGCAUACCUGAGAGAAGACACCUUGAUGCAGGAUGCCCUUCAGAAGUUGCUAGACACCAACUCCCCUCAGCCGCAGCCACUUUGACCAAUGGUGAGGGGUGAUGGGAGUUGUAGUCCAACAUCAUCUGGAGGGCACAUUGGGUUCACCUGCCCUAGAGCCUUUUUGGUAUGAUCAGGAAAAGCCUGACUCAAACAACCUUUAGUGGAAACAGUGAAAUAUCCUAUCUGGACUGAGUGGAUCUGAAUGGGGAGUAGGUAGCUCUGCCAUAGAGCAGGAGUUCCUAAACUGCAGUCUGUGGACUACCUGUGGUCCAUGAGGUUUUUGCAGGUGUUCCACAGCAUGGCUGUAUUAAACAGACAUUCUGUGGAAUGCAAAUUGUAAUACAAUAAAAUAGAAUAUAAUAAAUAAAAGCAAGAAAAAUGCAAUUAAAAACCAGACAGCAUCUAGCACGGCACAAUCCAGUUACUACAAGUGGAAAAACCAGUUAAGUGGUUUUCAAGUUUUGGAGCCACUGCUACAAACUGAAUAAAAAAAAAAUGCUGUCUCACUUCCCACCUCCUUAAAAACCUGGGGGGUCAAAUACUAAAAAAAGUAAUAAAUAAAAGGACUGUUGGGGCAAUUGGGGUGUUUUUGCUGGUCUGCCAGUAAAAUAAAUAUAGCAUACACAAUGCUUGACAAGCACUCCAGUGUUAUAGUUUCAGAGCAAAGAAUCCCAAAUAAUUUGUUUGGGGGGGGGUUGUAAUUUUGAAUGGCUCCAAAUUACACAACCAUGGAGUUGGGUGGUGGCUUUAUAUUGCUCGGUCAUUAACUUCAUCACAGGAAAUAGCCAAUAAAUGUCUGUGUUACACACCCAUGCUCCAAUAUUGGAAAAAUAUGGAACUUUUCUAACUGCACUUGGCAAAUUAUAUCACCACCAUAAAAAGGUAACUUGUAUACUUCUUGCACAAAAUAUCUAAUCAUACAAAAAGGCUCUGAAGCAGUCUUUCUCAAAUUCAGUCAUCCUCUAGAAAAAGUUACUUGUUUUUUGAAUCUGCAAUGCAAAUUUAACGGCAGGUUUUUGUUGAGCGAUUGUGGAGAAUGACUACUAGUCAUUUACACUAUAUUUUCCUCUCUUCCAUGUAGAACCAGCUGUCAGGAUACCUAUUGAGGAAAUUCAAAAACAGUAACGGCUGGCAGAAGCUGUGGGUUGUUUUUACAAACUUCUGUUUGUUCUUCUACAAGACGCACCAGGUAAGAUGGAUGUGGCACAACUUCAAGAUGAUGCUAGGCAUACAUAGGAAUGAGAUGCAAUAUGCCUUGUGAAUCCAUUCUUAAAGGCUUUCUUCAUUCUUUGGUACAUUUUGUGAGCGUUGCCGCUGUCAGCAACGAGUUGAAUGCUCCAGCGCAGCUUCAGCCAGUAGUCAUUGGCAUAUCUUUCUGGCAAUUCACUAGGCAUCGCCAGAUCACAGUAAACUAAAAUUGUAAUUGAUUGUAAUAUGAAUAGCAUGUCUGGUGCUCUUUAAAAGCACCUAGUUGGAUAAAAUUGCAGAGAGGGUUCCCAGUUAUGGCUUUAGUUAGGCUCUCCAGCUGGCAUACAGUACCUAGAACUUGGGAGAGCUAGUUCUCUCUGUCUGGUAUAUUUGUGCUGGCUGGGAAAUGAGUGUUUUUGUUUUUACUUGUAACUUUAUGUAUUAACUCAGUGGUACAUGGUGGGUUUUAGUACAGGCAGUGAACAUUUUGUGCAGCGGUUCCAUUCCUGACUCCUGCGUCUAUUGGCAGAGCACACAUAAGCCUGCUCUGCCUCCAUUCUGCUCUCUUCCGGGUCCGAAAGUACCGUAUUUUUCGCUCUAUAAGACACACCAGACCACAAGACGCGCCUAGUUUUUGGAGGAGGAAAACAAGAAAAAAAAUAUUCUGAAUCUCAGAAGCCAGAACAGCAAGAGGGAUUGCUGCGCAGUGAAAGCAGCAAUCCCUCUUGCUGUUCUGGCUUCUGGGAUAGCUGCGCAGCCUGCAUUCGCUCCAUAAGAUGCACACACAUUUCCCCUUACUUUUUAGGAGGGGAAAAGUGAGUCUUAUAGAGCAAAAAAUACGGUACCUGUGUGUCAGUGUUCAAGUGGCAAUUGGGCGCCUGCAGAAUGGUUGCUGCCUGUAUUUUAUUUGUAAACUGCCCUGAAAACGGUGGUUGAAGAGUGGAAUGGACACCUGUUAAAUAAAUAAUAAAACUUGGCUGUUUUUUCAGGAUGAUUAUCCAUUGGCCAGUUUACCACUUCUUGGUUACACUGUCAGCACACCCGUAGAGGCCGAUGGCAUUCAGAAGGAUUAUGUCUUCAAACUGCAGUUCAAGUCCCAUGUAUAUUUCUUCAGGGCUGAGAGCAAGUACACCUUUGAGAGGUAAGUGUGCUUCCUAGACAUAAUUUGCAAAACGCAUUCGUUACCCCCAGUUACCAUUCUGACAAAUGUUCUCUACUAACUCUCCUGGUAAUGAGUUGAGGAAGCUGCUGGAAUUUCACACAGAAGUCAUACUUUCCGUGGCCUUGCCUAUAUUAAUGAAUGAGAUAACUUUUGGUGGGUUCUGCUAACUUCAAAAUCUGUCAGUGAAAGAACUCUGUGCAAAAGUAGCUCAGAUUAAAGUUGUACAUAUAUGGAAGUUUGCACAUCACCUGAGAAAUGCUCUCUCUAUCUCUCUCAACCCACCCGGAGCAGGUGGUAGAGAAGUGAAGGCCUAAAACUAUAUAUAUGUAAAAGCAUCCCCCCCAAGGCCUUUCCCCCCAUUUUUCCAGUAAGGGGAGGACUAUUUACCGCAUUAGGAAAUUGCAAUUCCUCUAUAUUGUAAAUAUGUACAACUCAAAUCCAUUUCUGUUUGGCUAAAGAGAUAUUCUGGCUGUGUUCACACAUACCAUAUGGUUUAGUGGAAUGAGCCUGAGUGAAGCCUUGUUUUAGCAGUUCUUACUGAUAAAAGUUGAUGGCUGAGAGGUUGUAUGUGGUUGCAGGCAAUGUGCACUGCAAUCAGUGAUGGGACCUGUCUAGGCUUUACAAUUAAAGAUUCUUUAGGAAGAUGUGCUUAAUGUCCCAAACUUGAUGGUCCUUCUCCAUAAAGAUAAAGAUAAAGAUUGUUGUAUCCAUAAAGAUACAACAAUCACUAAUGAAAAGCACCACCGACUCUACUGAGUCUUCACCAUCUGGGCUGGGUGAGACAGUAAAACUACUCAUUGGCAGCAGGAAAACCAGGAGGAAUUUUUUAAAAAAUUAAAAUUUACCUUGGGGAGACCCUUCCUUUUGAGUUUCUGUGCUCUUCAUAAAAGUGAUCUGGUGUGCAUAUUACUCAUCUAGGCAGUGGAAAAGAGGGGCAUUAACUGCCAGUCCUCUUCCUUGUGGGAUAGGACUCCCUUCUAUAACUCUCCCUUUGCACUAUCGUAACAAACCUAGCAUAAUUGUACAGACCUCUGUUCAAAUUAUCAGGUGACUGUUGGGAUACUGUGGCUCCUUCUUUACAGUAAGUUAACUUUUAAGCAUUAGUUUGAGUGUUAAUCUUACGAAAAUCCUCAGCAAAAUGGAAAGCGAAAUAUUAAUAUUCCUACUAAAAACUAUUAUGUAGCACAUGCAAAGAAUGAUAGUGAGUAGGUAACGAACUAGGGCCAUGACAGUUGACUUUUUUUCUCUUGUCAGGUGGAUGGAAGUAAUAAAGAGAGCCACAAGUUCUCCAGGGAGAUCCAGCCUCUGCCUUUCUAAAGAUGAAAAGGAAAAGAACACAAACUGAUAGAAGCAGAGCUGGGUCUCUGUUGUAAGUUAAUUCUUUGCAGUAUGGGGGAAAGGAGCCUGAGCAUGAUAGUAGUAAAAGGAACCCAUCUGCUCCCUCCUGUGGCCAAGUUAGCUGCCUCAUGGAAGAUGGUGAAUUUUGCUUAGUGUAGAAAGCUCUCUCAUCCAAAGGGACGGCAAAGACUCUGGGGAAUUCAGUUCAUGAAAAAAAUGUGGCUGCUGGAUUUACAUGACUUGCUUCUUUUGUUGGCGUUUGGCCAAUGUUAGUUCUCUGGCUUUCAAGUGGUUUUCUAUUACUUGUUAAUGCUCAGUCUCAACUAAAUAAUCUGUGUGCAACUUGUUCUUUCAGCCUACCAGCCAUACAUGCCUCACACGCUGCAAGCAAUGUUCACAUUAAUGUUAAGAUGGAAUUUCUCCUCACGGUAG